This is a messenger RNA of Xyrichtys novacula (pearly razorfish), 51045 nucleotides long. The record is from the annotation of a GenBank genome assembly. Lineage: Eukaryota; Metazoa; Chordata; Actinopteri; Labriformes; Labridae.
CUUGGGUUUGGGGUUAGUUCUGUUCCUUCACUUUCAAUUUGUAUAUAUAUUUUCACUCUAGACGGUAGCGAUAAAAGACAAAAAAGCUAAAAGUGGUUGGGAAUUACCAACAUUUUAGCCAAGAGUGUCUUUGCAGUGGAUAUCAUUUAAGAAUUGAAAGUUACAGUUAAGGCUUUUCCAAUGACUCCUUGCCAAUAUCUUAUACUACUUCAUCACUGUUGUGGAUUAGUUACCUGCCAGGCCAACACUCUGCCCCUGUGUUCCUGGUCCCCAUCAUGAAAAAGGUCCACUGCCAGGGCCUGUGCCACCAACAUCCUCCUGCUUUCCAGAGACAACUCUGACUGCAGGGUGAUGAAGGGUACCUCUGACUGCUCCUCUUGUCUACCAUCAGACUUCAUCCCGUUCAUGGCCAGUCCCUCCCUCUGUUCGGCCUUCCACCUAGACAGCAUGCUACCCUGUUUUGUAGGUUCACUGUUUCCCACAGACUCACUACGUAGAAUGUUUUUCUGAGUCACUUUCCUCACAAGGAUUGCCCCAUCUUUUUGGUUUUGAUCAUUCUUGACUUUCCAGAGUGAGCCCGUUGAGCUGUGUGAGACGUCAGAUGGGUUGCUAUUCCAACGCUGAAUCUCUGUCGAAGGGCAAGUUGUCUCCGAGGGGGUCUUGGAUGUGUCAAUAGUGCUCUGUGACAACGAGCUGAGAGGCUGUGUGAGGAGGUUGAGUUCUGGGCCUAGCCGUCUCAAGUCAGACUCACUGUAGCUCAGACUUUUACGGUGAUAGAAGAUGGGUGGCUCGUUGAAAUGUCUUGGUAAAGUAGGUGUACCUGGUAAGCGGGGUUCCCUAGCAAAUACUUCAGGACCCAUCUGCUCAAUAAUGCUGAGAGUCAUCUCUAAGUCAUGAAUAUCUGGGGCCUCCAGGAUGUCUUCCUCAAUCACCUGACGAUUCUCUGCAAUGUCCAGCAGCAGCCUGGAUACUAGCCGGACAAUUUUGGGUAAGUUUUUCAGCUCUUUUCUCUCAUAGCCGUGCAAUAUGUGUCUCUGGCGGUUCAGGUACUGGGCCAGGGUGACACGAUUAGAAAGAGGCUCGGCACAGGAAAACACACUUCUUAAAGGGGUGAGGAAUUGGACAAACUCUCUGACACAAUGCAGCUGCCCUCGUGUCUGGAUGGAGUUGGGGCGUUUAGCUCGAACAUACAUAAUAGCCUGGUUGGCAGUCAUCCUGGUGGCAUAGGCCAGGAAGCACGCUAAAAGCACACCUGAGGGAUGAGGGGGAAAUGGUUUAUCAAAGUGAGAAAGUGACAGCUUAAACUAAAAUGAAAUGUUUAAACAUACAAAGUCCUUAUAAAUGUACCUGUUCUUCCAAGACCAGCGUGACAAUGGACCGCUAUCUUCCCCUCUUGCAGUGCAAAGGCCAUGACCUUCACCAUGUCUAGCAUAGUGGUGAGGUUGGCCACGCCGUAGUCAUUCCAGCCAAAAUUGUAGAAGUAGACUGGUGGUAAAAUAGUGAAAUGUUUUGAUUUAAAUCUGAGCAGCAGGUAAAACAGGUAUAACAAGAAUUGUACAAUAGCUACUCUAGACCAAGUAAACUGAUGGGAAAAGAGCAAGAUAAAUUUAAAGCAUAAUUAAAUGUAAAAAUGGAGUGGCUGUGAUGUGCAACAACUUUCAGGGUCUUCUUUGUUGUGCUUUUAUCUCAUGAUAUCCUUCAUGCUUUCAAUGGGAGCAGGCAGGCCAGCUUAGAACCUGGACCCCUACACAAUGGAGCCAUGUUAUAUGUGUAUGAUGUGGUUUUGCAUUAUCUCACUAAAAUCUGAAGGUCUUCCUAGAGAAAGUCUUUAUCUCAUUGGCAGCAUAUGUUGCUCUUAAACCUACAUGAGACGCUUAGCAAAAGCAUGGACAACUGAAUUUGAAAGUGAUUUGGAGGGCAUGCAGGCCUCCAAAUUACAGACACUGUUGAUAUUGCUUAAAUAUUACAUAAUGCACUUACUGUUGUUUUCCAUGAACACCUCUGGACGGUAGGAGAAGCCACUCUCUGGCUCCAGAGGGUUUCCGCAGCUGGCAUGUUCACCAGGUAUCUGUAGGUUGAUCACUGUUUUAAUACCACUCCUUGAAACAAGCACACACACAUACAAACAGAGGCAUGAACAAGUCAUUACUCUCAUCUUCUCGGUUAUGUUUGCUCUUAAUCUGGAAACAACUGAUAGGAAAAAGUGAACAAACCUUUUGAAUUGAUCAAUGAUCUUGUACUUCUCAAUGGUUUCUGUUGAUGGUCUGGACAUAGCCAGAAGGUGAUCACUAACCCUGGAAAAAUAUUAAGAAAAAUAGCAGAGUAGAUAUUAUAUGACUCUGGUCCAUCUAAGUUCAACCAAAAUGAUUUGAGAGGAAGUAUAGAAAUUCACAUUCUUGUCAAACUAUCACAUCUACUAAAGCAUGGCGUGAGUACCAUGAUGAGUAGAGGCCUUUAAUAGCCUGUUGGUCAUCCCUCCAGUAACCUGGGCUGUCAUACUUGCAGGAUUGUCCUCCACAACCGAUUGAGCAUUGCAAAGGAGCAGGGAUGACAUAUCGUAUAGCUUCUCCUACAAGUGUGUACUUGGCCCUGGGGGCUCUGACUGGAGUUAUUGGUAGAAAGAAAAGAGAAAACAGUGUUCGACAGAUUCAUUUAGAUUUUUUUAACACUCUUUUUAAUAGCAGAGUAAACAUUAAAAUGUUCAUAUCCUUGGGAAAUGGAAGAUUGCGAGUUUAAGACUCAGUUUAGAAGUGUCUAAUCCUCAUCUGGCAUUCAAGCUCUGUUAUCAAAGCAUUACAGUAAAAAUAGCCACACUUCUAGCAAAUUAAUUAUAUUUUAAUGUGGAAUUUGGUGGCGUGGAGAGCUGUAGUAUAUACUGUAGUAUAUAGCCAUAACAGUCCCCCAAACCAUUCCCUUAUGCUUAACAGACACAUUUCAGUAUUGAAUGAAAAGCAUUUUGUACUUACUGUAUUCCAUCAGAGCCGCACCUCUGGUAUUUGCAUUGCUUGCCAUAGGAAUAACCACUCAGGCUGACAUCCACAGUCAUAGCAGAGCCUGCACAUACAAAUGCCACAAAUACUCUUUUAGACACUUCUUACCGUGGUUUCUGUGAAUCACUGAUACUCUAAGUCUUAUCGUAAACCUUAAAUUCAGGAUUAUGACCGGCGUUCUCACACAAUCUGGAGAAGGCACCUCAUAAGUAAACAGAGUUUUGUUGGACUGAAAAAGUCUCUAUUUGAAACUGAAGAUCAUUAAGUUUGCACACAGGAAUAGAUCAUUGACAGAGAGCGUAUUACAAAUCAACAUUUGCAUCAGAGCAAAGCUUAAAAAAUCAUAACAGUCACGUGUAGAGCAGACAUAAUCCAUGAGAAAAGCUGCUAACAUUAGCUGGUAGUUUACACUUGGUGGCUCAUCAGAUAAUAGAAAGAAUUUCACUUCUUAAGACCAAGACCAAUACAACUUUAAGAACUUAGAAAUAGCUUACAGCUGAAGACUGUCACUAAUCUAAAAAUCAACGCAGCAACAUAAAAAAGAAAUAAGAAACUGAAAUCCACUGACAUCAAUCUCCACAGCUCUGACGUUGUCUUUCCCUCUCCAGCUCUGUGGAAAGUCAAUCCCGUGGUCUUCCUUGAUUUGAUUCGUCUCAGAUUAUCCCUGUUGAGGGGAGGUGGAGCAGAUCCAGAACCCACAGGAUCCUUUGGCUUCCUUUGGAGAUAGCCAUUUAUGUCACCAGGAUGACGAUCAGGCGUGGGAAUUAAUUUAAAAUCAAAAUCUUAGUGGGAAGGAGUGGCGAUUCUGUCUGCAGUAACUUCCUCCAUGCACAGGUUGCUCAUGUCAGUGGCUCUAGAGGGGAGUGGAGGCUAUUCCUGACUCCUCCUGGAUUACACUACUAAUCUUAUUACUGUACAGGAAUAAAUUAGAGCACCCACUACUCAACCAAAAGUCAUACAUUAGCGACAUCCCAGUGUCUUUUGAGGGGGAAUGACCCAUGUAAAAUUAUGUCUGCUAUUGCACAAAUUGUCUUUAUUAUAUCUAUUUCCCCCAGACCAGAUUUUCAUAAUGUGUGCUAUUUAAUUAAUGCUCUUCCUGUUUAUUGUCUGUAUUAAGUUGUAUAGGGGAUUGUUUACAAUUCAAAGGAUAUUUGAAAACACUCUUAAACUUUCAUCUUGCUGUUACAGAUAGUGGGACUUUACGGACAAAGCAAGUCAAUAAAAUCUGAUUGGCUUACCUUGCACCUUGCUAAAGCUAAUUACAUUUAAGUUACAGUGAAGGGAUUGGACUAUGAUCUUUAGGAUUUAGAAAGACUGAUUGCCUAUAGGCCCAUUGUUAUCCUCAUCACAAUGUCCCUGUUUAUAUUAUGAUGAAAAUGGAGCUGUUUUUUUUUAUAUCUAACUUGUAAAUCUACCUAAUGUAUGAAUGUUUUUAAGUCAGCAAAAAUUUGGUCAUGUAGCUAAUAGCUUUGGGGUAAUUUGCAUAAAUACUCACAGCACUGAAGAUCUUUGAUUGUUCUGUAUAAAAUCCAGGAAAAUUAGUCUGUUAUCUUAAUCCACAAGCUGAUCAGCACUGGUGGCCCUUAAAAGAAAGGACUCGGAGCAUCAUCAUGACAGAAAAAGAGAGCAACAGGCACUAGACAACCUGUGAGCCUGUGAGGUACUGAGUUAAAUGAAUGGCAUGUAGUGUACACUGUGAGAUAAAGACCUGAGUAAAUCGCUGGCAUGGCUGGUCUCAGACAUAUCUCAUCAGUCUCACUGUGACAAACACAGGGGAGUGGAAAACCAAGAGCCAAGACGUGUAAGGAGUGUUUUAAACCCCAAACAAGCAAUCCCACUACAAGUUGCUUUAACACAUUAUCAAAAAUAUAGUGAGUACAAGCAAAAGUGUACAGGAAUGGUCCAAAGUGCUUUGUGUAAUGCAGAAAAAGCGUUGUGUUAAAUGUUAUAUGACCAAGAUAUACCAAGCCCUUGAUGAUCUUAAUGGUGUAGCUGGGACUAACCUUGUAUUGGUUAUUAUCAGGCCAUUAAAUGUAUACCACAUAUUUUUUGGGGUUGUUAUUCAUUAAAUUCUGAAAAUAUGCCUACAAAGAAAUUGAAAAAGAAGUCGAAGCAUGUCAAAAUUACCUACACUUAGUACAUUUCCAAGUGUAACAAUAGACGCUUGAUAACAUUUGGAUUCUUCAUAGUAGAAAAUAACAGGUGUAACUUUUAUUAAAUAGUGGUCCUGUACCAUUUAGGUUUCUCUUUUGACAAGGUCAGAAAAAAACAUUAUACAGUCCUGAAAUCCUCCCAACAAUAAUCAGUAGCAAAGGUAGGAGUAAUGUUUCCGACAGAUGGCGGUAGAUACGCAUGUGGCAUCUGCCGGUGAGCAACCGGCAGCGUUCUGUACGUAUCAUUUCUAUGGCAACAAAGGGCCCGUGCAAGGAUUUCCGUGCUCCACAUAAGCAAACCACUGAGGGUUCCUGGGUAAUGAGUCCGGUCACGGCUAACAUUGGACUCCUCGCUUUCGCUUCUGUAACUGUAAUUACUACAUUUCCCGACAAGCACUGCCGCCCUAUGGCAGCCGACCAAGCUGGUUGCGUCGACGUUUCGCAGUUCUUCAAACGGACCUUUCAGCUGAUUUAAACAAGCCGGUGUCAAUAUCAUUAGCAUACCGGAAGUUGACUGUUGAUGCCUUCAAAAUAAAAUAAGUGAGCUUUCACAUUAAACUGGACCACCACUUAUGUCAUAUCAUUACCAUCGUUAAUUCAAUAGAAUAUUCUAUUUAUAUCAAAGAAUAUAAAACAAGAACAAUAAAAGCAAAACCAAGUAUAUUCUUUAGGGCUAGUUUCGUCCACAGUAGUACUUUGAAAGUAAAAAGCGGAAGUUGCUAAUAUUUUUUUUUCUUCUUUUGGCAGUUGGUUCUCUGGCUCCGGCUCUGUCACUCUAACAAGCCGGGGGAGAGGUGAGGGAUACGCAGCAUACUGACGAUGGAGCAUUUCUAAGAGAUAACGGCGAGCUCCCCCGUCGGAGGUAAUCAAACAUCGUCACCUACAUGACCAAAGAGACACGAACGUCAACGAGAAAAGCAACCGUAACAAUCAUGCAAUUUAAAUAUAGACGAAUUUAAGCAACCGCCUCAAGGUUACACCGCUUGAAGACGCCCCAACAUCCCCCUUGUCGCAGAUCAGCUGGCGCAGGUUAGUUGAUCAUCACCGGUACCGACCAUGUCCGUGGAAGAACAGGGCUAUCCCGACGCAAUGCUGUUGCGCGAAGCCGGUCCUGAGUGGAUGCGGGCUGAGAUCGAGCGUCUCGCCCGGGAGCUGAGUGAGACAACCAACGAGAAGAUCCAGGCGGCGGAGUACGGGCUGGUGGUGCUGGAGGAGAAGCAGCAGCUCAAACAGCAGUAUGAUGAACUGGAGAUCGAGUACGAGACCGUCAGGCAGGAGCUAGACCAGCUGAAAGACGUAUGUAAUACUAAAAAUUUAAUCUAUUUAUAUGUAUAUCAAUCUAGUAACCUCAAAACUAGUCACCUGAAAUUUAUUAUUCUGUGAUUUCUCCCUUCAUACAACUAAAAACGACUUUCUAGAAAUCUUUAAAUUUGUGUGGUAUAUUUACAACCCCAAAGGUGAAGGACUGGGUCUGCUUUGACAUUUAGGAAGGUACCAAAAAUGAAUUGCUGCCUUUUCAUCCCACAAGGUCAAAACUGCAGUAUGAAGAGGGAGUGCUUCCUCUGUAGCCUGCUCCACACCCCACCCCACCCCACCCCCUUUCACCAUCAGGGUUUCCCCCGUUGCAUUGCUGCAUUUUAUUUAUUUAUGCCCCUCUUCAAGAAAGCCCUGUCUGGCUCUCAGCUUUCCAUGGCCUUGUGUGUUUCCACCCCCUGACUUAAUCUCAAGAAGAUGUGUAACCUGUACAGAUAUGAGCAUGCUGUGAUCUGCUGUAUUUAAUGUGACAUGUUUUGGUGUUGAAUUUGUUCUGUUUGUCCUCCCAAGAGAUAAAGAUGCUUUUAGAUGUAUUAAUUUACCAUUAUAUUUAAAUUCUGAAUCAAAACCUUGGCAUAAAUAUCUUGCCACAUCUCAGCUUGGCCUCUUCUGUGAACAAGAAUGACUAGUUUAGUUGGAAUGGGCGGGAGUAAGUUUGAAUUUUGAAACUUCCCGCUCAGACAGCCAAAGAGGGAUGAACAACUUGCAGAGGAAACCAAUAAGUUACAGCCCUUUGGGAAUGGAAAGAAUGUAGAGUGACGGUUCAAGCUGGGCUACAGAGUCAGAUAAAGGAUGUGUGUUUCCCCGUUGAGCGGCCAGGAUCCAGCAGCACUAUAUCACGGUCUCGUGAUCUAGAAGGUGUCAAGAGUGACGUUAUGGUGACAUUUGGCACAUAAUUUGAUCAACAGCUGCAGCCUUAGGAGUCUCCCUGUGCUCAUAUAUAGCCAUUGAGCAGAUUCUAGCUGUGCCUCUUGCUCAUUUUUCAUGUUCCCCUUACUAAUGUUGGUUCUUCUUUUGUCUUCCCUCCUCAAAGGCAAGUCACAUUUUUUUAAGUACAUUUCAAACUCAGAUGCAAUUUUAAAUGAACAGGGAAAAACAAGCAAGAGCUGAGCAAUCUGACAUCAUUGAAAAGCCCUUAUUUCCUUGCCAAAAAAUCUGUUUGUUUCUCCUUUGGGUUUUGGUGCCUUUCAGUGGGAAGUCUCAGAAUAGAAGUUUUCAGCUCUCCCUCUUCCUCUCCUCCUCCGUCCUUCUUCCAGUGGCCCCACUCUUGUUGUUAUUGCUGAAAGGAGGAGGUCUCAUGGCUGUCUCAGCAACUCCUGCUCAGUUUCCCAUGCAUGUCUUUGGCAGGAUAGCUCUGCCACAAGAGAACGACAGGGAAAAAAAACAACAUGAACAGAAGAGACAGAAGAGACAGGCUGGAAAUGCUCUAGAAGAGUAACCAUGGCAGCAAACUAAAACCAGUGAAAAGAAGUGGGGACAAACUGAAUGCAAGAUGUUGGGACAUUUGCCGAGUCUUCUCUCUAUUCUAUUUCAAAACACGGCAGUUAAAGCUCUCGUUUGUGAGUGUUAUUGUCUCCCGAUGGAAUACAAAUAUCCAUCUGUGUGGGCAAUAACGUCAAUUGUUUGCUCAAAGCUGCAGCAGAAGCUCUUUCUUCUGCCCCAGGGUUGGGUUAUUCUGGUUGUAGAUCACUAGUCAGAUGUUAACCCUUGAGAGGACAUAGCUGUGCUUCUUUGUCCCUCCACCAACCCCCAACUCAGUGUUUGUAUGAGGGGUGAUGUGAUGCGAUCACUAAAACAAACACAUUCCUCAGAAAACUCCUCACCCUUGAUAGUCUUUUGAGAAACUCUCAUGGCAAGCUACUGUAUCAAGGAGCUGCAUUUCCUUUCCUGCCAUAUAAGUCGAUGAAUCUUCAUGUUAGGGUAAAUAGAAACCACACAGUCGUCUUUUGUGGGUCUGAUUUGUGUUCUUGAAGUCAGAUGAUUAUUCCAGCUUUGUUUACAGCUGUUAAAAACAGCAGUUAUUUUUCUGUCCGGGUGUAAAUGCCAUGUUUUCUGUUCUCACUUAAGGCGACAAUGUUAGGACGUCCCUUGUCUUCCCGCGGAUUUAGUCGUACUGAAAUAGAUCGUCUGGGAGAUUUGCAGAGUACACUGGAUGCUCUCCAGGGACCUUAAACCUCUUGUCAAACUUUGAAGUGUUCAGAAACAUAACACAAUGGAACACGGCUCCAAUUUAUGUGUGUUCAUAAGGAUUUAAGAGCGCUUUUUAUUCCUCUGCUGGAGUUAAACAGACAAUCAGAAAUCAUCAUGACACAGUGCAAAUUCCUCCCUGCCAUUUAAACAAUCCUCACAAUCUCACCUACCCUCAGACAGGGCAGUAAUAUUCACACUUGCACACACCCCCACAUACAUGCUCUCCUGAGGCAGGAAGAUGGAGGAAUUCUCUGCACCGCUGUUGCUUAGUAACGGCACAGCUCUGUGCCUCAAUUUGAGCAGCCGUAUUGCUUUCUGAGCAGGUGCUGCUGUCUGAGCGGGUCUGACUGCUAGGGGAGCUUUGUAAAGCAUCAUACAGCUAGAUUUACAUAUACACAUACUUACAGGAAAUAACCAUAAAUGGUAUUGACAUGAUAUUCAUGUUUGUUUGGAUUUAUAUCUUAUAUGGUAAGAUCUAACUUUGACAGACAUUUUUUGAUGCUUGGGCAGGGCCGACUGGUUUCCUUUUGGCUUUCACAUUCAGCUCUCUCCCCCUCAGGCAGUGAAAUAAUCCUCUAUCCAUUAUUUCUGCAGGCAAUGAGAACAGACUGCUGUGUAUGUUUCGUGAUUUCCUUUUAAUUUCCCAUUCCACCACGAUAAAUAUAAUCCACUUUACCAGCUGCCUCACUGCUUCUUCUUGUAACACGGCAAGAAAUCUAUCCUAAAAUACAAAGUUUUACCUCAAGAAAGAGUUUAAACCAAUUUAUUACAUCUUAUAUAAAGCCAAUCACUCUUAAAACAGUACCCUGAUAAAGUCAAUCUUGCAAACUAAGCUCUUGUGAAGAUGCGGGGACUUUGCCCAGCCAUCAUUCAGAUAAAGGAGUGCAGUCCUAGUCACAAGUUAAAGCAGCUAAUUACAUUAUAGUAGACUCCCGCAGUGUGAGAGCACGGGUUGGUGUUGCCUUAGCUGUUGUUGAUACUCUUAAGGUAAGCCACUCACAGAUGACUUCAUUUGCCACACCAGCACCUGUGAAUGCUGCUCUGAGGAACGUGCUGAGUUGAGUAUGAGGCGCUUCACUAUGAUACCAGCUUCUCUGUGCAGAAACUACUCUCAAAACACCUCUCGACUGAUUUCAUUCAUUUAUUUUAGAUACUGUUUCUUUGUUUUCCUGCAUACAAAAAGACAAAAGCACAUUACUCAAGGCCCAGAGUUCCUCUGAUCCAUGUUCCACCGCUGAGGCCACACCAGAGUCUUUCUUUUUCAGCCGUUUCUCCUGCAACUUUCCAAUCAUUGGAGCUGUGGUUGUGAACUGCUCGGUGGAAUUCAACCCGCACAAUCACGGCCCUAAAUAUUGUUAAGCUCAGUAAAACCUGGACUCUCUGUGUCCUGCUUGCUGUCCCUUUGUGUGUUUGAGCCAGCUGGGGUUAACAGGUCUUGGGUGUCACAGACGAAGAGAGGGUUAAAUGCCAGCAGAACACAGUGUAUGACAAAGGAGAGAUUGAGCGAGGCGCCCUUUUGUGGAUACAUAUGAAAGGAUUGGCCACUUUUGUCCUUUUUGAAAUGGCAGAUCACUAAAGGAUAUAUCCCAGUGUCCUUAAACAAUGAUAUCUAGUGUGACUGAGCUCUUUCUGUGGUGUUAAAUGGGCUGGGUGCUGAUUGGAUGUCAGUAAAAAAAUACGAGCAGGACAUAAAAUCCAUCUGGUACCUUAUAUGAAGAGUCAUAAAUAAAGUAAGUCUCAUAUUAUUGGAUUGUCACACUGAGCUGAAGUGUGUUUCAUCAAAUCCUUGAACUCAGUCACUUUUAAGGCUUUUCAAAAACUCCUGACCAAUCUUAAUGGCUCAUGAAAAAACGCUGUUCUCAAGUAUCAGUAAUUCUCUUAUUUCACUGGGCUGUCAGUGUGUAUUUAGUUGUUCCCUCUAUCUAUGACCUAGCAUAUGUCAAAGCUUUCAGCAUUGUUUGAGGUCUGAUCAACCCUCUAUGUUUUUCAACUCUGCAGUUAAGGGGUAAUCUUUUCUAAAUGGCACUAAAUAAAGUCCAAAAUCCCCUACCCUCUGUGCUUAAGAGGAUGAAUCACUGUGCGCAGGGCUUACGGACGCCUGGGAGUCUGCCAGGCUUGACCAUACUUGGCAGCCUGGAGAGCAGAGGACAGGUAGGGGCAUUUUGGGGUAAGACUUCUCAGAGGUUGCCAGGUGCGCUUGGGAAAAUGUCCUCCCUGUCCCCGCCUGACCUGGCCCAGUGGCCUACUAGCAAGGCUGCUGAACCGAGCAGCCUGUUCACUGAGUUCUGUCAUGCUCCCCCUCCAUGAUAUGAAUCUCUACCAUAAUAAAAACAUGCCAGUUAUUCUAAGACCCACUAAGGUCAUGACAGAGUGUAUAUACAGUAUUUCACUCUACAGCCUACGUGUCACAACAGGCUGGUCUAUCAGUAGAUCUCCUCAGAUAAGCUAAUGUUACCUUCUGUGUCCCAUACGGAUGACCAUAUGGUAUCGCAAAGUAAUGAAAGAAUUAUUCAACCCAGUUUUAGGUAAAAUGACCCCCCCUUUAAUCCGUAAUGACUGUAAGAGCUUUUGUCCUUAACUCUGAUGCACAAACUACAACCAGCACCUGUCCAUGAAUUAAGCACAUGCCACAUUUACUCUAGAACUUGAGCUGAAGGCUGUUUAAAGAGUCAGUGAAGUUGUACCAGCAUAAUAUUAAUGUAGUAUUAACCAAUAAAGCUUACAAAACUGAUUUUUGGAGUAGCAGAUACAAUAUUUUUGGAUAAAGUGACACAUUGAUUAUGCCCUCAUAAUGACAACUUAUUUAACAUUUCUGAGAUAUAGAACAUAAUAACUUUAUUUAUGCAGUACUUAAAAAAACAAAGUCCUUUGACAUAAGAACAAACAUUGAGAAACCAAGAACAUCAUAUGAAGAUAAAAACCCAGAAUAACCUGGAGAACCCCAAACAAACCCAGGCAAAACAUAUGAAUCAAGACAGCGCAGCUGUUUGCCAUCCUUGUGAAGCAAAGGUAGGAGAAAAACAACACUCCUUUAACAAUCUCAAGUGUCUGAAAGAGAGAAAGGAAAAUGUAUCGGCACCUGCAGCAACCUCACCUUCAGUCAUCUAACAAAGCGAAGACGUAAAGAAGUGACGACUUGAAGGUAAUGGAGCUUUACACACAAAGAAAAAGAAAAUGAAUGGAGCUCAUUGCUCUUAGUGAUUAGCCUUUUAGCUGUUGCCUCUUAGAUUUACCUGAAUGGCAAAGCUCCAUCUUCAGUCGCUACUUAAGUCUUCUACACAUAUUAGCUGUGCCACAUGUGUGAAUUUGUGUUAGUUUGGCAGUUUUGAGCCAACCCUUUAAAUUCACAAUGUGUAUUGGUGAUUUUUUCAUGAAUUAUCUCUCUGACUUCCACAACAAAAGUAAAACAUAAACUCUGAAGAUAAGAAUAGGAAAUGAAAGAAGAGAGUUGUGCGUAAGAGCAUUGUUAUCAUCACUAAAGAGUGUCAAAAUAGGAACAUUAAUGUUGGCAAAAAUCGAUGACUGCUUAGGGUGUAAUUGGUUAUUAUUUACAAGAAGAAAUUGCAAAGGCAGAAUCAUGAACAUUAUUUGAAGAGGAGCUUUAUGAUGGUCCAUUAAAACAUUGAGGAUGUUUUUUUGUGCGUCAUCAGGUCAGCGUCAGAACAAUCCCUUGUUGGCAGCGUUAAGCAUGCGUGGCUUUAUCAGGUUAUCUCAAUGAACGGUUCUCAUAAAUUUAAUAACAGGUGAGUAAGCAGUUACGAUGUGGUUGUGCUCUACUUGGCUGUUGUUAAUCAUACAUACAACUGUGUGUGGUCCAUCUAAAAUACAGUAGGAUACAAGGAUUUCUUCAUUACAUUAACCAAAGGCAGCUGUAUGGUAGCCUGUCAGGGUCAUGAUUGGGCCGUCUUAAUCCAAUUACUAAAGACCGGGACCAGAUCAGGCAGGCAUCCAGGCUAAAAGCAGAGGAUGAGGUCAUAGUAAUGGCGGUGUGCCUGUGACAACACAACAUGCUUCAUUCAGGCGAAAAGCCAGUGUCCAGUUUCCCUUCUCCUAUAACAUCCAGAAACAUAAAAAUCUGUCAACAAAGACACCACUGUGCUGCCAUGUGACAUGACUGAGCAAAAGUAACACAAUGGCUUCUUAUUCUCCUCUCCUAUACAUUGAGUUGUCUUGGUAGAAUCAUUGCUUGGUUGCGCUCCAGCGUACAUUUUACUCUUCUUUACGCCCUAAAAAAGUGAUUUUUGGUCUUCCUUUCUAGUAUUUCUAGAGUUUUGGAUUGAAUCUAUAGGUCCACAAACUGACCUUUCUUGUUUCUGUACAAGAUUUAAAACAACAUAACAAGCACUUUGACAUUCCCAGAUAAGAAGAACUGCAAGAUCCACAAAGUUCAGCUUUAUGGCUCCAUGUUUUGAUAAUAAAUCUUGACUAUGGUUUUCCUGUAACUACAUGGACUCUUGCUGAGUUGGAGCAAAACCCUGCUAAAUCAAAUCCUCUUCCUCCUAUUGAAAUGAAGACAAAAUUACCCUCCUCUGACCCUCGUGCUACAUCCUGUUUACUUGAGAGGAGUUUUGCUUUUUAUAGUCAGAAGGAAGCAUAUGAAAUGCCGCUCCGUGUGUGUCCGGAUGCUCUGAGCGGAUCAAAGGAAAUGACUACAUUAAGUUCAUCAGACAGGUCACUUCUGUCACCUGACUUCAACAGGAAAAAAUACAUUAAUUCACAACAAUCCAUAUUUUCUAAAUAGGAGGAAUGGGCUUACCCUCACUGUGGUUUGUUAUCAUCAUCAGCACUCAGAAUACUGCAUUUCCCUGCAAUGUUCUUGCCAAUACCAUAAACAACAAGACCGGGAGCUUGCAUCUAGCUGCAGUAUGCACCUUAAAAAAAGCUGUGCAUGCUUAGUUUUACAGUGUGGGUGUGUGCGUUGAAAAAUAUGCUGAAUCAGAAAAUAAAGUUGGCUCAGUCAUCAGCGCACUCCACAACCUUGAUGCAGUGGGGACAUUUUAAACUCAUUAGCGGUGGAUUCGCAAGUUUCCAAUGGCAACCUAUCAGCUCAGUCUAUCCAAACAAUAAUAGAAGACAUGAAAAUGCGAAUUGAUACCAAAGCAGUCCCAAAAGUUUGAGGUUAGAGAAACAAAAGGAUCCGAGAUGGGGGGUGACUUAGCGUUCUCAUUAGUAUGUAUGAAGAGCAGGAAUACAUUUGUGGUAGCCGCAGUUGGACAGAUGGGCAGCACUCCAACCUUACCCCAUGCAUACACAUUAAGGGUGUGAUUCUCCCUGCGCUCUGCAGUUUGUUCCAGGGCAUCCUGUGUUUUAUCAGAUUGGGGAUGAGAUGUAGACAGUCAUAGUGUCCUGUUUACAUGAGCAUGCUCUGGCACACCCCUCUGAAAUUCUACAUAGUCCGCUGAUAUCAAUUAUCUCUAGACUGACAGAGUGCUGCUGCCAGUCUCACCUAAAUGAAUCAAAUUCAUAGAACAGUCUCUUCGAUUUAAUAGUCUGUCUGUUCAAACAUUAACAGACUCAAUAUCAAAGGCUUGUCUUGUCCCGUUUAGCUAGGGGUCCAUUUUAAAUGCAACCCCAUGGUGCAAUCAGGGCACAGUGGCACGUCUACAUUCACUCCACGCUUCAGACGCGCCCACAGCCAUUCACCGCCACCUUCACUCCUCCUUCCUCAGGCUCCUAUUGUAAAUAGGCUAGUGGGUCUAGGUCCCCCUGUCACUGCGUGCCACAACCAAGUCUCAUGGAGCCCACGCUUUGGAACCCUCAGGCAUGACUGAACAGGGGAGAGGAGAGGGAGGCAUUGGGAAGGGAAAUGGUGUAGAGGGAGGGGAGAUAAUAAGACAGAGCUGUAUAGUUUGGCAGGGGGUUGCCUUUAUAUGAAUAACAACAUUAGAGUUUGGGCUGAGGGAGAACCAGCAGAGGAGGGGUUUUAAUUGGAUGUGUGCCAGUCUCUCAGGGGUCCUUGAAAAAUGGGGAUAGGAGACGGAGAAAGGGAGAGAGUUUUGGAUGGGAGGGGCAGCGGGCAAUGCCUGGUUUCCUGUGGGAACCAGUUCACUCUGUUUUAGAUGGGAUAAGAAUGGGGGUUUCUCCAUCAGCUGGUUUAAUCAGUUCAAGUGCUGGUGCUUUAAAUGCAGAAAAUUCAGCUAUCUUGUUUUUAAAUAUGUAUCUCCUUUAAAAACAGUGGGCUGGGCUCCAGUAUUUACUCGGCUUUGACUGCGGGGUAUUGUUUUUGGCUUAUCUUUCAUCUUUAAUUUAUUAUCCGACUUGAAUGCUCUGUUGUUGGAGAGAUGUAAGAGCUGAUUGUUUACUUUAAGGAGUGUAUUAAAGAACUUAUCACUGAAUACAGAGCACUCACAUGUCUGCUGCAUAUCCAUUCGUUUUCCUCUUCGCACACAGAUAUGAUCUAUUAUGUGCACAGUGGGGGAAGAAAGGAUACCAAGCCCUAUUCUCAUUCAUUGCAAAGUGACAUGGCCACAUAUGGAGACUUGCACCCUGACCCUGGAUCUAACCUCACUAGUUGAGAGACCGCAUGCACACUCAGUCACUUACAGGAUUUAAUUACUGCAAACAGGGGAGGGGGGGUCAUUAUUCUUUGUGUAGCUGGGAGGAAAGGCAGGACUUGCCCAAGAGACCGUCGUCUGGUUUUUGGAGGGUGAAUGGACUAAGAGUCGCAGAUUUUUGUUAAAUACAACAUAAAAAAAGAGACUGAACGAUAAGAUGUACCCUGUUCAUGACCAGAAUGGUGAUAAUAGACAGAUUUGAAGAGAAACAUUGAAGCACAUCGAUUGAGAACCUUUAGAAUAAGGCGUAUUUAGUUUCCGCAGUCCCUCCCCCAUCCUGUCAGUGUGUCAUCCUGAUUGAUUAGUCAUGUCUGAACGCUAAUAGGGUUUAUGAUGAUGAGGGGAACAAUGGAAGUGUGCAACAUAUUAAUAACUUUGAAUGACAGCAGCCUGAGGGUUUGAUAAAACUGUCCACACUAGCUGUCAUCAUAACCAACAAAUGCAUUCAAUGUUAAUGUCACGUCUUUCUUUCUUCUCGGAGUUUUGACCUUGGACUUUGUAGGGAAAUAGAAUCACGUUUGUGUGUGUGUGGGUGUGUUUGUGUGUGUGGGUCAGAGUAAUCCAUGUGUGUUUAUGUGUGCACCCCAGCUGUGGCCCCAGCUGCUCCCCUCUUCUGUCAUUUAUGUCAGUGUAAACGAGAGGCUGUUCAGCGAGGAGGGGGUCACGUGUACUGACUUCUCCAGGGAGCAGUGUCCACUCCAAAGUGACUCAGUUGCACGCUUGUCCAGAUAGCAAAGAGCUAAAGUAAAGUACUUCAAAGUAACCUCAGACCAGCGUGUUCUUUGUUCAAACAAAUCUGAAAUUGGAGAGGGAUGGGACACUGAUAGGCGAGGAGCAUCGCCAAAGAAAGGAGGAGGAGGGCAAUCUGUGCUUACUCUGAAACAGCCAUCUGUGUCAGUGGCAUCCCCCUGCUCUGCCUCUACUGACCGCCUCCCAUUCUCCCGACUGUAAUUGGCAUUGUAACCAUAACGACGGCUGUUCCCCUGGGGUGCUGGCGCGUGGACCUGGGAGAUCAAAUCCAGACGCGUAGUGUCAGGCAGAAAGGGGAAGCGACAGCAUGACUACAGGCGGCAGGCGCAGAUAAGGCAAAGUCUUUGCAUUGCAAAUGACUGAGGGUGUGAAUGCUUAAGAGCUGGAUCUGGUAUGGAAAACUGGGUGAUAUGAAGGCUGAUAAAGAACCCGGUCUCCAGCCCAGACACAGACCCAACCCAGAUAUGAUGGAGUAAUAUAUCAGGCCUAUUGAAUCUGUGCACUCCCUUGAGAUACCGGCUUUUUCCUCCAUUCUGUUGCAGAUUUAGCAGCCGAACAAUAGACCUGAUAAACAGCCAGGGAUAAACAGAUGCUUCCUCGUGAUUAAUUGACUGCUUCGUUUGAAUUCUGUGGACAAAAGUAGAGUUAAAUACCUUGAGGUUCAUCCCCCAAUUAUACGAGAAAAUAAUUUAUUUGUGUGUGGCUUACAGGGGAGAAAGAAAAACAGUAAUUCCAUUCAAAACAAACCUCAGGAAAUACUUUAACCCAUCCCAUCCAAACUUGCUUAUUCUGUAAAUGUUGAUAGAGGAGCGAGGUUUGUUUUUAAGCUUAGCCGAGAGUGGUGUGAAAACUGCAGCUUCUGCUUAUAUCCCCCGAUCAGUAACAUGCAAAAAUCCAACCCUGAUUUAUUUUUCAUAUACACUGAAGGCUAAAUAAACGGCUCUGAGACACCCGGUUUUUUAGCUGUCUUUGGUGGUAUAAUGACUGUUGCAACCUGUAAUAACAGGGUAGCCAGUUGGUGAACACCCACACUGUCCACAGAGCCUUCAGCCUCACACAGACAGUGUAAUAGCAGCAUAGGGCUCCACUGUUUCUUAUUGCAGGUGUUUCACCUUUCUACAGGAGAUCAUACAUUCCCUCUGAAGUCCCGUCUUUGUCGACAUACGAUGAAUAUAGAUUAGCUCUGAUCUGACCAAAGACUUCACACAGAAUCUCUAAUGCUGGCCUCAGAUUAGUGGCCACUGUGAAGUCAGAAUAAAAUGUAGUUUUCCCCAGAUAGAUCUGAUGAAAGCGCUAACCAGCUCUUAAUCAUUAUACACUGAUGUAUGCUGGGAGAAUCUGUGUAGAGUUUCAACCAGCUGCAGCGGCCCAAUUAAGGGUUUCUGAUAUUUUUAUGGCGAAGGACGACUUUUUCUCUGAGACGUGUUAAGGGCCUCAUGAGUCUGAUUAGUACAUCGCUCAUGCUCACACUCUCCCUGUGUGUGUGUGUGUAUGUGUGUGCGUACAUGUGUUUUCUUUAAGUGUACGAGUGUACGUUGUCCCAGUAGCUCCAUCCCCUCUGGCGUUUUCUCUCUCCUUGUCUUAACCUGCACAUCAGGAGAACUACAAUCUGGCACAUCUUUUCUUUGUAGUUGUAUUUCGAAAGUUUACGCCCGUGGAGUCUCACGCAGACAGAAUAAUGCUCAGCCAGUUUUCUUCAGGGCCUAUAUUUUUUAUUUUUAGGGGGAAAAUGUGUCUUUGGCAUACAUAUUGGUUCGUUUUCCUAACCCUUGCUUUUCUUAUUUUCUCUGUAGUGUAUCUCUUGCUUUUGGCACGCAAUGCGGCCCUCGUGUGUGUUGAAAACACAAGUUGCAUGCUGUGUUGCCGGAACCCCUACAAGGCUUUGAACACGCUCCUCUUCCUCGGUCUCAGAGGGCAGAACAAGCCGAAACACGGCUAAAGCACCAGGUGCAGCAGUUUGGCUGACUGCAGGGCACACCAGGAAAUUGGGAAGGGGAUGUGUGUGGAGUGUGUGAAAUUGUCCAGGCUUGUGUUUGAAUAAUACGCUAUGGGCGCUGGGCUUCACAGUGAAUCAGUGCGGCUGGGCUCUGGCUGAUAUCUUUGCCUUUCUCGUUUGCAUUUUCUCACCUUAUUUCACAUCUUUCUCCUUGUGUGAAAUUCGACUUUUUUUCUCUCUUCCUGCGUAUUAAAAUGACUCCUUUUUUAAUUUUUCCACUUAAAUGAUUCAAAUUGAAGCUGCUGAGAUUUUCAAGCAGGACAGAGAUAUUUGCAACCAGUGAGGAGUUAAUCAUAACCACCACAGAUAAAUUGCAAAUCCUUGUUUUUGCAUUUCCACCCUUCCCCCUCUGGAGAGUGAAGUCUGAAGUAAAUAGUUAUCCUGUCUGUUACUUAUUAAAAAAGCACCACUGGCUUUGGCAUAGUAACCUUUCCUCCCCAACAACACUCUCCCAGUUAAAACAAGUUAACUAAACACAAACUCUGCCACGUGACAUGAUUUGGAUUCCUCUGCAAACCACUUUAUAUGGUCUGUUAGAGCAGAAAUAACACGGUGGGCAAUGAAGUCAUGGAGGAAAAUAAACAAAGUCAAGCGCACUGAGCUUCUUUUGGAGUUGUGUAGUAGUUCUAGGUCACAACUUUUGUGUUUCAGGAAGCCACUGCUUUUUAACUCCAUGCCCGAAGAAAUCUGUGUAACCAAGAGUUGAUAGUGGCCGGAUAAAUAUAGAAUCAGCACACAGCUCAAGGCAAAGCCAAGUCUCUGGCUGUGCUGUGGCCUGUGAAUAGAGAGAUGAAGAUAAAAAGAGAGGAGAAGCAGGAUGUCUCUGUUUAUCAUCGCAAACUGAAGCUUCCACGUGAGCCUUGCUUCACGAGGCUGGAGAAUCCAUUCAGUGUUGGUUGUUUUUUUUUUUCCCCCUUCUUCCAGCUCCACCUCUCUUCCUCCGCAGUCGCCUACAAUGACUAACAGCCACCAGCCUUCAGUGUUGCUCAAACAACUGCUUUGGCAUUCAGGGUCAACCUCAACACUCACGCUGAACUCAUCGAAACAACACAGGGUUAUAUUGUUCAGCGUUGGUCACUGGCUUUCUGUCAUGGCCUAGGAAUGCUGCUGGAGAGCGACAUCAGCCUCCCACUCAGGUCGACAAGACUCUCCAGAUGCAUUUUUUCCUGUCACAUUUCUGCUCUUAGAGGUUCCUUGUGCAGCAGUUCAGAGCAGGCAUGCCCUGAUUUGCCCUAUCUGGCAUCAUCCAGACCGGUUAUCAUGUCUCAGAUUCAGUGUUUGUUUAUGGGACGCCCCUGGCAGAUUUUCUCUGGGGCUUUUCCUCUUCCAGUAGUUUAUUUUUUUAUAUCUCUGGGCAUCUCAGGUCUACUCUUCUACUCUUAACUCAGUCCGUUCCUGCAAUGCUGAAGCUGCUUCCUCUUUUAUCCCUUUUCAGUUCUUCAUUCAUUUCUACCUCUUUGCCAGGUCUUUGUUAAGCAAGCUUUACUUUCCUAAUAGAUCCAGGCUGUGAGACCACAGGGAGCUGAAGGGAAACUUGAGAACAGUGAGAUGAUUAGAGCUGGACCAGAGAUAAAAGAAUCCGAUCUAAAUCUGGAGACUUUUCUAAUUGGGUUUUAUUCCUAAGGCAGGAUUGUCAAAUGGGACUCAGUUGUAUGGAUUGAAAUUCUCUAGGCCUUGUGCAUAGAUAGUGUGUGUUGGUGUGUGUGCUAACUUGAUCAUACUCACUGGAUUUAUACUCCAAACCAGUGUCUUCAAUAAUCACGUCCUCUGAGCAAAAUUCUCCUGCUCACUCUGUACCAAACAAAAAAACACUUUUUUUUUCUGUAGGAUAGGAGCUGAAAAUAGCAUUUUAGAUUUAGCUUCCUUCAGCUCCAUCGGGCCUCUGAGACCAGCUGUAUCGAUCUGUUUACCUCUCCGAGACCUAAAGCCCAUCUCCCCGGUGCUCUUGACUCCUCAGAUCAAAGAAACACGAGCAGAAGGACUCUCCUGCUUGAGCACCUUUUGACCUAAAUUCUCUCUGUUUGGAUUAACCAUGUAAAAUGUAGCUGUAGCCUACAUGAGCCAGUAUUCUGCUUUUUUUCGUCUGUUAUUGAAAGGCGAUGAUCGGAGCAGAGGCAUGUGAUUGACUGGUUCCCGAUUGCUCUCACCUUCUAAUCAUUGGACUUUGUCUCUAACGGCUGUGAGAUUACAGGGCAGAGCAAUGACAACACCAUGUUCAAGCACGCUUUGAACACAAACUACCGGGUCUGCAGACGUGUCGAAGGACACACUAUCUUAGCAACAUUUGUUUUGCUCAGAGAUAAACUGAUUAAGUGUCAAAUAGAUCCCCAUUACCACAGCAACUAGGUUUUUGAAUAAGCUAUUGUCUUUGUCCUUCUGUAAAUUAGUUUGCCUUCAUACACCCACACGAAAGUCUCUAUUUACAGCUCUGUGGGUUUACAUGUGACGAUGACUACUUUUUUAAAAGAUGCACAGUUUCAGUGAGACUAAUGUUAGGAGGAAGUGAUGAAAAUAACUCUGACAGCCAAGAAAAAAGAAGUGAGAUCAGAGGUGAGUCGUCUCAUUAUAUCAAUUCCUCAGUCACAUGGUGCUUUUUUACUGCAGUCAUUAUGUACUUUGAUCCCGGCCUGACAGCCUCAGAUAUAAAGACCUUCCCAGCAGGGGUGUCUCCCUUCAGCGCAUAACGCUUGAACUCAUCUGGAAUCCCAUAUUUCAUUUUGUUGAUGGUUAAAGCUGGUGAAUUAUUGACUUUUCUGAGUUUAGCUCCACAAUGUUAGCCACAGCCGUCUAUCUAUGAGGAAAUCCAGUCCAUACACCACACUAAUGACUAAAGACCUGCUGUUUAUUAGCUUCACAGAGAGUAAUAAUCCGUGCUCCAGUAUUCAACAUAAUAAAAAUGCAGCAUAUGGCAAGCUAAAGAUGAAUUAUAAAUUGGGUGGGCAGCUUACUGUGGGAUUGUCAGCUUGGUCGCGUGUGUACCCUGUUUUAAAGUAGCCUAAAACCACGCUUGGGGAUCUCAGAUUAAAGGCCAUGGGGGUCAGUGGGUUCUCCUUUUUGGGCUCUGCUCUACGUUUAAGGGGUCAUCCUUUUUAGAUUUGACUGUAUGAACCCUUUUUUUCAUAUCCACAAUGCCCAAAGAUUACAGUGAUUAGAUUACCCUGGUUUUCUGAUUGGGUUAAUCCCGUCUGUGUUAAUGAUUUUCUCAUUUAAAAAAAGCGUCUCCUGCUGGUUGACCUGUGAUUUUGACACACGAGAGAGAGGUAUUCAACAGCCACAGUCAGAGUUCAUAGUCACUGACUUGAGUUGUUUAUUGAUAGAUUUGCUGACAGUGAAAAGCUACUUAAACUUUGGUACUUGACGCACAUCCUAAUAGACCAUUUUUAACAGUACGAGGAAGUUAGCAUUCUGCUCACUUCCGGUGUUAGCGUGUGGUGGAGCUACUUGGCAUCGCCCAUAGACGGCCAUUCAUUUUUCAUGAUAUUAACAAGCUCGCCACUCGUUUUUUUUUAAAGCGAAUGUAAAAUUGUAUGCUUUGUGCUGUUUUACUAACUCCUGUUCUUCAUAAUACUGUCCGGGUUUUGUACUUUACUUUUCGGGAAUUAUGUUAAAUAGGUCUGGAAAUUUUCUGAUGAUGGUAACCAUUGCUCUUCAGUAAUGACCUAUUAAACAUAAUUCCCGAAAAGUAAAGUACAAAAUCCGGACAGUAUUAUGAAGAUCACGAGUUAGUAAAACAGCACAAAGCAUACAAUUUUACAUUACCUUGUUAAUAUUGUGAAAAAUGAAUGGCCGUCUAUGGGCGAUGCUAAGUGGCUCCACCACUCGCUAACACCGGAAGUGAGCAGAAUGCUAACUUCCACGUACUGUGAAAAAGGUCUAUGGCGAGCAGAAAUGAGUCACUUAUGUUUGCAUGGAUCUUGUGCAGCAGUUCGACACUAAACUCAUGUACAGUUAGAGGUAUGAUGUGUAGUAUUUACCCAUAAUUGUGUAAAGCAAAUGCACUUGUUGGAAGAUGAAAAGGAGAGUAGCUGUUGUGCAAAAACUUGACAAAUAGAGGAUCAUACCUGUCAUGCAAAACAGGAACUUCUCGACCAUGAAGGCCACUGUCGCAUCAUAAAUAUGAAGGAUUAUCUAGGUAUCAUUUCAGUCGAGAAUCAGAUGAUCAGUUUUCCUGAUAAAAAUCAAUUUCCUGCUUGAAAAGAUGUUGAGAUGCAUAAUCUGUAGUGAAUAAGUGCAAUUAUUUUGACUGUCUUUGAGAGAAACCAUCAAAAUCAGCUCUAAGGCAUUGUCUCAGACAUUAGCAAUUCUUUCUUAAUGAAAACAAAAUAAGUUUAGAGACAUUCAUUCAGACAUUUUAGACUUGAAUUCUGAGAGGAUGGGACAGUGUACAGAGCAGGGAAUGAAGCAAGAGUGUGGUGGAGUGACAUGGUAAAGGGGCCAAAGGUUGGAAUCAAACCCCAGCUGUGAGGAUCUUAACCCUCGUAUACAGGGGGCACGUGUAGAUUACUAGGCCAGCGGCGUCUAGUCUUGUGACAUUCUCAUGUAGCCACGUUUAGAUCCAAGAUAAAAUGUGGUUCUUGCUCAGAAUUUUGCCCUCGUAGUCCACAGAUAAGUUGCCUAUACUACCUAAAAAUAACCUCAGCUGAAGAAAACACAUGUUUUUAGUAUCACUAUCUCACGGUUUGGUUCACCAUCAUUCCUGGAGAUGUGCGAGAUAUUAAAGCCAGCUUGCACGAGACAUGAUGUCACGCACUCCUGUAACCCAUUGAACUAGUUUUUGAAUAUUCAACUAAGUCCCGCAAGUAGGUCAGUGCGACCACUACAAAUUUCCAGAUUUUCCUUUCUCUAAAGGAAUUACUGGGAUUAAUACGAUACGCAGUCAAAGAGAGAAAAUCCUGCAGCAGCCAGUCACGUGCAGAUGGAAGGGGGUAGCAGGUCAGAGAGAAGAGAGAGCGCGCUGCAGCUGCAAACAAGGUCAGAACCAGUGCCUCAGGUGAUUUCAGAUUACCGCCCGCGCUCGAGCUGUGAGGCGGGAUGAGAAUCAGAAUUUCCAUCAGCCUGCUGGUAGUGACAGGAUGGGAAAUCAAAUCUGUAAUCAUGAGGGUUAUUAUUUGGAGAUGGUUGUGGGUAUCCUAACCUAGAUUCUGCUACAGUUAAGGACUGACGUUGUCUUUCCUUUUUUUCUCUUGUCAUAUUUUGGUGCUUGCAGGCCACUAACAAAUUAAGGUCAAAUUAAAGCAGCACCAUGGGCAGCACUUUUAAUAGCCCUCAUACUGAUAAGUGACUCUGCAUGACUUCUCUCAGCAUUUCAGUGGCAAAGAAAGCAGAAGAGAAGCCUGUACUUCUUUUGUAGUAAUUUAAUUUUUAUAAACUUAUUCUCAAAAUACAUCUGCUGACUUCAUCACACUCUGCCAUGAUCUCCGAAGGUAUUAAGAGCAUUAGAGCACGGGCGUCUCAUGAUCACCCAGACUCUAGUCCGUUCGCUCUACUUUUCCUGCGUGGUUUUCCCAUCUGUGGAGUCACUGCUGAGCACGUGCGAGGGAGGCCAACAUCCUGCAGGAAUGGGAUGGGGGAUGGGGCGGCAAGGGGGAAGACAGGAUGAUGCAGCCCAGAUGGAGCCUAACUGAUUAUCUCUAUGGAGCAGUCCCGAGUUGAACCACAGUAGAAAUCACAGAGUAAACCUUUGCCUUUACAGUAAGGAUAGCCAGUAGCCAAAAAAAACAAAAUAAUAAAUGCUUCAUCCACUGAAUUUACUCACUGACUUCUAAAGGAAAUAAAACCGGGUAUGACUUUUUAAUACUCCAGCUUUCAAUUAAAAUCUAAUUUCUUCCUUUAAUGUCUCUCCAGGCUUUUGGACAAGCCUACUCCAACCACAGGAAGGUGGCAGCAGAUGGAGAGAGCCGCGAGGAGUCCCUGAUCCAGGAAUCGGCCUGUAAGGAGGCCUACUACGAGCAGAGGGUCCUGGAGCUGCAGACCGAGCUCCGCCAGACACGCAACAUCCUCACCAACACCCAGUCUGAGAACGAACGCCUGAACACCAUCUUCCAAGAGUUGAGAGAGGUGAGAUUUGGGAAUUCCCAUACGAGAAACAUGGAAUUACUCCUGAUAUUGAGUAGGGAAUAGAACUUCCAAGUCCUUGAAAAAGAUGUCUUCUGUAAUGGUAUUCCUCCCAUGUCAGAGCUUUGAAAUUUCCAACUUUGAAGCACUUGCGGUUGAACUCAUUUGUAAAACUGCAGCAGAGAGCUUUGUCUGAUCUUGUUUGCUUGCAGCUUUUGUGUGUUUGUGAUCGUCUAAUGUCUGAAGCAGCAGAAAUCCCCAGACAUCCAUCUCUGAUCAGUCUCUAGUGCUGUAAUUUCAAACCGAGGGGAACCCGAGUCAUAUGAUGGUUCAUAUUUCAUUACUUUAUCGCAUUACGUGAAGAAAAACAAGAAUUGCCCUUGUUGACAACAAGUCUAAAAGUCAUAAGCAGUGCCACCUAAUCAUUUCGCAGAUUCCCAUUCGCCUCUGAGUCUUUCAGUAAAACUGUUCAAACCUGAAUUAUGUUGGUGGCAGAUGAAAGACUCGAUGGCUGUUGUGUUUUGCUGCGUGCUAAAACAAGCUUAAUUAUCACGUAACCAUUGACAAAGAGAAAUCUGACGAGAAGAAGCAACACCCUGCCUUCAAGCUUUAAUUGAUGCCCUCCACCUGUACUGUGUGGCUAGGUGGGGUUAUAAUUACAGACAGCAGAGGCCAAGGUAAACAGGCGCUGUUGCAUAAGAUGAUAUGAUUGUUUAUGAAUUGAAAACAGAUUUCUUAGAAUCAUGAGGACAGUUACGUGACAAUGAUGAUUAACCUGUUGCUCCAACCGUGGAUGAAGUGGCAUGCCUUUUCAUCCAAAAUCAGCUCAGACAAGAUCUCUAUCAAACAGAUUCAUGACUAGAGGUGUCCCGAUACAACUUUUUAACCUCCGAUACGAUACUGAUAUUGUAGCCUUCAAUCUUGGCCGAUACCAAUAUCGAUAUUGAUCCGAUAUUAGCACAAAUUUGACAAGUUUUGCACUCAGCUGCAACGUCUUUUUCAGACUUUAAUAAAAAAUACAGCCACAGGGCCAACAUCACUCCUACUCCUUGGAGUCUGGAAUAGACUGCCUGUAUCGGAGUGCUGAUAUCAGAGAUUUUAGAUGCAUGCCGAUAUAAUCCAACAUUCGAUUUUUUGCUGAUAUCGGACCAAUAUCAGAUAUCAAUAUCAUAUCAGGACAUCCCUAUUCAUGACUGAGCCAUUUUCAUAAAUCAAAGCAUGCCCUCUCUGCACAUUCCAACAGGCUCUCCCCAACUAUCAUAAAGAAAACCUUUAUAGUCUGCGCCCCACUUUCAACAAUGUCUGACCUCUCCACUGCUGCCAUUUACAUACAGUCGCAGCUAAUUAACCUCAUUAAAGGAGACAAGAGUCGGGUGCAGAGCGUGGGUUGAGUGUCUCUGCCAAUGGGCACGCAUGUGUGGAGGAACUGGUGAUGGGGAGAUUGGAUUAACAGGAGAGCACUACAGGCUGGAAAACACACUACAGGCUGAGAGAUGUGCAGGGAGAGGGAGACUGUUUAACACAAAGACGGGGAGACAGAAAGGGGUGAAAAGAGAUGAAUAGAACCUGACAGGAGGGCAGGGGAGAGCCUCCUGCAAGAAUAGUAAAAGAGGUGGUGUUAAAGUUGCUUCUUUUUUUCUUCCUUUUAAUGUGUUUUAAAAUUCCUACAUACCUCCACCGUGCACCUGACCUCUUGGUGUGCAGUCAUUUCACCUUUCUCCACAUCUUCUCCGGAUAAAAAGCUUUUGAAAGUGGUGGUUAAACUCAUAAGUAUUCAAGUCUCUUCCUGUGUUAGCACUCAGCUGAUUCAGCCAAUUUUUUUUUUUUCAGGUCAGGUUGGUAAGUGUCAAAAAGGGGGCCUUUUCUUCCAGGCUGAGUCUUAAUGUCUUUGGCAGACAGCUGCAGGAGGACUCUCCAGCUUGUUUUCUGCGCCUCACUGCUUGAGACAGAUGUCAGCCGCGUUUUUUACCAAGAUUAGUGAAAACGACUUAAAAAUGGCAUGUCCCUCACAACGACUUAAGUUCCGGAAAGCUCCAAAUUCCCCUAUAAUUAGGUCAGCCGCUGCUCAGCUCUGCAUCUCUAAGUUGGUAUAAGUUGGGUGUUAUUAAAGCCAGAUGUGCCUCUGCAGACAUGUUUUGAUACAGAGUCAGCUCCUAUAUGAUUGUUGGAUGUAAUAACCCAGCUGUUUUGAGUCUUAAUAACACUAUUGUAGCAUUUCAGUUAAAACCAAACUACUAUUUCCUGUAAACAUGAUUUACAGCUUCAAUAACACUCAUGUUGCGCUGGUGGCCUGCAUGAAAGCCUCUCUAAAGGUGCCAUUCCUCUUAUAAACACCAUUAUACUGCAUUGUGAAUUCCUGCCAGCUCUAAUUGGCUGCAUAAAAGGACCUGGAGUGAAAAUCACCCAAUGCAUUGGAUAUAAAGCCACCCUUCUAAUGGUACUUCUGUGGGUGUGAGGAGGAGUGUGUGUGGCAGGCAAAUGGAGGGAGCCUGGGCACUGAGGCUGGCAUUGUGACCAGACUGACGGGAUUGAAAGAAAGCUUUUGUCUCCUGGGUUUCAAAUUAGCUGAAAAGCUGAGGCAGGGAGUAGAAAACGGAGGGGAGGGGUGCGGAGAGAUGAUGAGAAUGGUGCUGAAGCGAAAGAAGGAGGUCUAAAAUCCGUUAGAGGAGGAGAAAGGCCUAAUGAGAGAGAAUACAGCUCCAACGGUGGAUGCUGCUGCUUUUCUGGGACAGCAUGGCUAAUCAUAUUGAGUCAGGACGCCGACUGAAUGACUCAAUUUCAUCAUGGAAUUCAGCUGACAGUUGGGCUGUAACUGUUGCCUUUUGUGUUUGUGUGAAAGUGAGUAAAUUUCUCCUCUAAAGCAGAGACAUAUUUAGGUUGAAAGCUUUCACAGAGUGAGCACAGCCAAAGGAAAGCUCGUGAACGGCUUACAAAAUGUAAUUUCACCGCCUGUUGUUCAAAAAUCAAUGACUAGAUUAUGUCAUCUUCUGAGGACCUGGAAGCUUCACUGCGUGUGAAAUGGCUUUUAUGUCAGCACAGGCCAGUUCAUUCACGACUAUUUAGUUACAGCACUGCAGCUGGAUGCUUCCACCACAUUUCAGCCUCCCAGGCAGGCCCUAGUGCCAAAGACUCGAUGUUAGCCCAGAGCACUGAUAAGACAUAUUUCACCGCUAUGGCGUCGUCUACAGGAUUAGACCUCCAUAAAGAGCCCGGCACAUUGUGAGGAGGCGCACUCUAACAGGCAUGACUUCAUUAAAUUCAAUCCCAUUGCUGAAGAAUGUGCCCACAGUGAUGGCUGCCGUUAUCCUCGGCGCCUGAGGAAAUAAUGAGGCACAGCUGAAGAUAAAAUGCUCAAAAAAUGUUAUCAGUGUUGUUCAGUUUUAGCUAUCUCUCUAUCAAAACUCCUGGAAAGUGUAACAUGUUUCUUCUACCUCAGCGUCACCAGAUUGUUGCCGGCAGUCAUUCCCGUUCUUCUCAUUUGCAUCACUAUCACAGGAUGAUGUUAACACCAGUGGUCUGCUGGUAUCAGUUUUUAAAAGGCCUAUACUAGGAGAGCAGGUAGGCUAAUAAUGCCUGUAUCACAUUGAUGGUAGUUUUACAUUUGGCACAAUUUAUAAAAUGUACAAAUAAGACACAAAACCGCUGAACUUGGGUAAAUAUUUUUUAAACAAAUGUAGUCAGAAGAAUUUUUGGCUCAAUAAAAUAUGCCUGAAGAAACUUUAGAUGACUUUCCAGCCAUCCACCAUGAUUAAAUAUGGAAAAAAACAAAACAAACAAAAAAGAAAACGGGCUGAAUAUUUGGGUUAAGAUAAAAAAAAGUCAGGUGUAAUUUUACAUUUUCGUUCACAUUACAGUCUAAUGUAAAAGACCACACAUCUGCUUCCUGCUCUUCUCUACAAAAGAGGAUUAAGGCCACAAGAAGAGAAACGAAUAAUUACAGGAGGAUGAUUUUUUAAAUUUCCAUUUUGAGAUUGAAGUCCAAAUUUCGAGAUUAAAGUUUAAUCUCGAAAUUUUAAUUUUUUUUAUCUCAAAAAUUCGACAUUCACGAAUUCACUAAUUUUCAUUUUCAAAAAUUCAACCUUAUUGACACAAUUUUGGUUUUUAAACUCGAAAUUUCAACUUUAACUCCUUCCUGUAAUCAUUUUUUUCUCUUCAUGUGGCCCUAAUCCUCCUCCAUACUUCUCCCUGCUCUCCUCUCACUGUUAUAAUUUGAUAUGGUGUUAUUCAGGAUGGGAUAAUUGGCCAACCGAUUAAUCAACCAAUCUCUAAUUAACACUUCCUGUCCGUUCAUUUUGAAGCUAACCCUCUAAAAAUAAUUCACUUUCCUCCACCUAUAACCAUCUCUGACAAAAAAAAAACCACCAUUAAAAUUAAUGUGUGUACUCACUUUAAUGUCGAAGCCCCUCAGUGUUAAACAUGAUUGCUUUUUCCGCCUCAUUGAGGCAGUGGAUGGAGUUGUCAGAUAAUAACGCUGGUCUUAAUUGGAGUGCUGUUUUGUUGGCUGGAUUAAACCGCUGACAGAGAAGUGACAGAUUUUGGAGAAGGAGGUAUCUACAUUCACAUCUGGAAAUUGAAUCGCACUUGAAGGACAGCCAUUGUUGAAGAAUCGGAGUGAAAGGCUGCAGGAUUUCAGGAGCAGAUGGAGCAUGAGCGCUGUCUUUGCAGUGCUGAACCUUUACCUUGAUUAUUGAAAGGUCAGAGUGGAGUGGUAAAAAGAUCCAAGGAAGGUCGCUCUUUGUUUCCUGUUAUUAUCAUCCCAUGUGAGGCUAAUGUAAGAAGACCCCCAAAGGCCUUUUGGGUAUUGAGGCUGUCUGCACCAUUAUUCCUUUUGACAUCAAUACCGAGGCAGAUGCUCCUCUCUGGCUCUGAUUGGGAAAGAGGGGCGGGGGGGAGUAUAGCAAGACAAAUGGUGGCUGCAACAAUCAUCUUUGAAGACUAGACUACUAGAGAUUCAGGGGAGCAUGAGCAGAAGAGGGAGUGAAAAAGUGCAAAGCUCCCUUUUUUUUUCCCCCUUCCAGCUUCAGAGCCACCAGAAGAUAUCUAGGUUAUCUGACCACAACAUCCAUCAUCACCUAAUCUUGCUCUAACCUCAGCCAACUGCCCCAUGAGAUACUUGUCACACAUACUGAUGACUAUUUUUAGCUCUUUUGUAAGAGUGUUUUCCAGGAUACAUGUUACAAACUUGUCAUUGGUUUGUGUUUGGGAGGCUCUGAAAGUGUGUCGUUAUUGAUCGAAGUCCUGGGCUCACAGCACCAUGGAGGCUUUCAGCAGCAGAUCGAUGGAUCCUAAUAAAUCAGCAGCACGUACAAACAGGUCAAACAGUCUUUUCAACUAAUGGGCAUGAACAUGCUCCUGCACACAUUUAUCAACUCUCGUCCAAAUGACCCAAAAAGCACAGAUUCCCUGUUAAGUGCAGGCUGUCACACUGUGACCCCGUGGGCGCACCAUUUUCACACACAGGGGGAAACAACCAUCAGCCUUGCACUCUCAAGGUUCCUUUCACAGUUUAGUUUUUAAUUGUCUCAUAGAAAAGUGUAACCUUGAGUGUUCCUCCUCUAUAUAAUGGAGUCUGAGGAGGCUGAAUAGAAGACAACAGCUCCCAGCAAAGAGGAGGAUAAAAGCAGAUCUGCUUUUACCCACAUUGUUGACUCUGACAGUAGCAGUAGGCCCCUGAGCUUCAUUAUUCCUGCGCUCUGUCUAAAGCUAUAUUGGGGGGUUGGGCCGCACUGCAUCUAUGAUUCAUUUCUCGUCUCUCCUGAAGGUAAUCCCAUGAUGAGCACGACCCUGCAGAGUUAGAUUUAACAGGGUUUGACGUGACCUUGGCGUUCCGCAGAGCCGACAGGACAUGUAAAGUUUUCUUUUUUGCUCUCUGGAGUUUGAAAAGUUCUGCUUGGAUUUAGCUGUGACUGAAACGUGGUCGCUAAAAGCAGACAGACACAUUCAGAGGAGAGAGGGGAUGAAACAGCAGAAAAGAGGUCAGUGGUGUUAAAAACAAGAGCAGUGAAAGGAAAGUUAAAAAAAGAAGCUCCAACCUGCAUUUUUGUCAUACCAUCGAGGGAUCACCUGCACUUUGUUGGAAUAAAAAUAGGGGGGAAAUCCAUUGCAUGUGCAUUUCACUGGAAUGCUAAGUGAACAGGAUGGAAGGUGAAAUGGAGCAGAGAUUUUAACUCAUCCAGUCUGCACCAACAUAUCAAUAAUACAGGAUUCUGCCAUCUGGAAGUCUGUGUUUUACUUUGAGAAAGUCCAACCAUGAGGAUAAAUGCCAGUAAAUAAAAAUGUAUUUUAUAAAAAUGCAAGCUGGACUUCCUGAAGUUAUUAAAAAAAAAGAGCAUAGCCUUUAAUAAAGUAUUAAAACGCCCCUAAUCCACACUUGUGUUAAGCUUGAAAACUUUGCCACACUGGCUUAGACACCAAGUGGAGGUUCUAGUAGCUUAAAAACAUUGAGAAAUUACCGAGCACUGAGCUUUAGUGCGAUUUAAGCUGGCUCAGCCACACUGUGCUGCCAAAAGCAGUUUAACGGUAAAAAGACAGCUUAAGAGUUGAAAAUGAGAGUUCAUGCACAGUUGAAAACCCACUCAACGGACGUGUGUGUGUGACUCCAUGUGACCCAGAGAGAGGUUUAUUAGAGCAGAAAACUCCAGGGAUGCUUCAUCAUGCAUACUCACAUCCUCAUCAUCCUGAGCGUGUUUUUUUCCCAUUUAUUAAGCUCAUCCUGGAGGUUUAUGGUCUAGCAUGGGAGGUACACUUCACUCCGUAUGUGUGUGGUGACUGUGAGUGGGUGUUUUCAAGCAGCUGUCCAGCCGUAACCUGUUGUGACAGCAGGCAGGGGGGUUGUCACUUACCACACACAGGGCUGUGGUCAUCAAAGGUGUCUCUGUGACAAAAUCUGCGCUACAAACACACCCACACACACACACACUUAAACAAAAACAAAUGUCACCAAAAUCCUGACCAGUUCACUCAAAUUAUCUUCCAUGGCACAGCAGGGGAGUAAAACCCCGCCCCCUUUCCGGUCUCUGAGGGGUUCAGUGACGCAAGGUGAAAGGUCAAAGCUCUGCCAUACAUCGUAAUCAGAUCGGAGGAGGGUCUUAAUCAGGUUCAGUGGUGGUCUGUAUUCAUUUGGGUAAAACAACGCUGACCCUCCAGCUGAUGCACAUAACCCUGUGCAGGAAACGACCUGAACAAGCAGCUGGUGCUGCUCUGUUGAGUUAAAAACAAGAGAUUACUCCAGCCAUGAGAUGAUAAUACCAGACUUUGAGUCAGAUAAAAUGAGUGUCUGCAUGUUGUUUGAUACUCCAAAGCUGACCAGUUGAGUAGCUGACCCUAUCAAUGCCAUCUCUUUAUUUAUUUGAGCCUUAUUAUUCCACUUCUAUCUGCAGCCAUCAGGCCCACUGUAUGCAGGCUUAGUGUAAGGACUGAUCUGUAUCGUAAGCUCAUGCAUUAUGCAGUAAUGCACUAACAUCAGCAAACGCCCACACUCAUUAGACAUGCGCAAAGCCCUGCUGAAUAUUAAUGUGCCUUCAAACAUCAGCUUUAACUCAGCUCUGCUCACAGUGGUUCAUUAUUACACAGAGGAAAUGAGGAGCAUGUUCGCAUCAUCAGCCGGGAUUUAGCAACAUAAUUGUUGUCAGGAAAUUCUGACUCAGUAAGCUAAAUGAGAAGUUCAAACUAAAAAGAGAGAGAGGAAACAAAUUACUUUUCCUUUUUGCACGAGUCUCCUGGGAUAUUUUAGUUUACCGUUUGGGUGAAAUGUAAUCUCUUUUUGCUGUUUUACUCUUUCACUGUACUCAGUUAUGAACAGUAAGCUACAAUAAGAAUAACUUUAUUUUUAUUGCACUUUUAAUAACAGAAGUUUACAAAGCACUUUGACGAACAGUCAUAAAGCACAUGGAAGUAAAAACAAAUGGUAACACUUAACUUGAUUCUAUAACACAUUAUAAAUAUAUGUAUAAUGUAUUAUAAUGAUAUUAAAGCACUGUAUAGCUCUAGUUAUGAACACUCAUAAAUGAUCGUAAUGCUGUACAGCAAUAAUAACACAUUAUAAAGUAUUUUAUCAUGACUUACAAGAUCAGGUAUUAUAAUGUGUUGUAACUGUUAAAAACUCACUUAUAAUGCCCACAUAGAUAAUGCAUUAUACAUAUAUUCAUGAUGUGUUAUAAUUUGCUUAUAAACUUGUAUAACUAUCAUUAUAAACACUUAAUAAUUAUCAUAAGUCUUUAUAACAAUACUCAUAACAUACUGCGUUAUAGAGACGGGCGUCAAGUAAAGUGUUACCAAACAAAUGAAAGAAAAAAACUCAUUUAAAAGGAGGCCUCAGAAUUGAAGUUUCAUUUGUCGUAAGGGACCCAGACAAUACAAGAACCCAGGAGGACCAAAAUAAAAACACAAGAUGGGUUAAAAAAUAAGAAAAUGCAAAAAAGGGGGGGUUUAAAGCAGAAGACAGGGUAGUAAAUAUAAAAAGACGAUAUUAAUAAUGAUAAUAAGAUAAAAUUUUAAAAAAGGAAAAACAAUAAAAUCAAUAAAAUGCCCAAAAGGUUAAAUAAGAAAAGAUUAUAAGUAUAAAACAAGCUAAAAAUUUGUAUUCAAAGGAGUGUCUAACCAGCUAUUCAGGAUAUCGGUCAACACCAGCCUAUUAACUACCCCAUUUCAAAAGGUCAUAUCAGUCAUGUGUGUUGAUAUGAGGAAGUCCACAGAGCGAAAGCCUCCCUGGAUUGAUUUCCUCCAGUCGUUGAAAGGAUCUUAAAGCAGGGAUUGCAAUGUCACCACAUGGUGACAGCAUCAGAGGAAGGGGCCACCUGGCAGGGGGAUUGGGACGCUAAUUGUCCCUCUGGUGUAAGGCCAUCUCUGCCAACUCUCCUGGGGGGAAAGUCAUGCAUCACAAACACACACAUGUUAAUCUUCACUUUAGAGUAGAUGCGAGGACUCUCCUUAUUCUGCCACUCUCUGAUAUGUACAUAUUGACUCACUCGUCUGCAGCUGUUAAGGAGAUAACACAAGCUGUGCAUUGAAACUUGGCUUUCACAUCAGUCAUCCUUGCUCUCAUGCAUUAACAUUUACAAGGUCAGUCCAAACAGUGCUGUACACAGAGAUCUGUUCUUAUGCCUUUCUUGUUGUCCCUUACAUCACACACACACACAAGCAUAUUCCUUUAUCUUGUCUCAAAGAGGGUGAGGCCUGCCCUCCUUUAGUGAGUAUCCUCUUACUGCAGAGCUAUUAGCUGUUCCUCUAGGAGCUUGCCGACUAACGUGUUCAAUACUCGAAUGUACUUCUGGCCUCUUAUGUUGUGGAUGAGCCCGUCUGCAGAAGUGGGAGGGCAGUGAAAACCCUUUAGGGAAGUGGAUAGAGCUUUUAAAAAUAGAGAUUUUUGAGGCGGCAGCUGCAGGAGGAAAGAUGGAGUCGUUUCAAUGCAUGAAAAAUACGAAUGCAUGCAUGUGGAAAAAUGUUCUUUGUGUGUCACAUAUUCAACGUCUGACUUCCUUGUUUAUUCUGAUUAAUCUCCGAGUGCAGGAUUAAGCCGAAUCUAUCUACUUCUCCGCACAAAAUUAGACCAUUGCAGUUCUCCCGGUCAUUGAAUGCAUGUCGCCAUUAGCGAGAUAAGUAGGCUUCAGUCUCUCUGGUACUAUCAGAGCUGGCAAGCCGGCACACUUGUGGCCCACUGCCCAGAGAGCCACCUGGCCCUUCCCUCUCAAACACAGACAAGCACACACACCAAACACACUCAAACAUGCACACACACAGGGUUUGGCCAGAUGGGAGCCCUUUCUUAUCUAGCAGGAUUUAGAGUGUUUAAGAGCCAACCUGACACAAACAGUUACACCGAAGCAACGAUAUCCAAUCAAUCGCAAUCUCUCAGUCAAACGAGAUUGUUAUAGCAGUCACUGACAGCUCUCCCUCUGUCCAACCUUGUUUGUCCCAACAGAACAGCCAGAUGGUGGAGCUCCAGAGGAAUCAGCUGCGUGACGACAUCAAGGAGUACAAGCUCCUGGAGGCUCGUCUGCUGCAGGACUACACCGAGCUGGAGGAGGAGAACAUCUCGCUGCAGAAGCAGGUCUCCGUGCUCAAACAGAGCCAGGUGAGGAUCGCCCGCAGCUCUUCACGUGUCGAGUUGAAAUCAUGUGAAUUGUGCGAGGUGUGAAGUUGUCAACAGCAUGCGGAGAAAAACAACAAGUACUUCACACUGUACAUUUCUCACAGCUGCUUUUUUUUAUCAUGGUGCACCUAAUCAUCUGGUUUCAUCCGCUUGUUUCAGCUCACACACAUUUUAUACUAUUUUACAACACUUGAGACGUCCCACGCAUCAGAUGUGUCUUUCUCUCUUGCUGCGAUUAACCCGCCAAGAGGAGCAGAAGUGCUUUAAUAUUCAGAUUUAAUUUCAAUAAUGAAAACAUUCAAAGAGAAAGAGAAACGCUGCAGCCUUUUUGUCGGAGCCCUUGGAGCUGCCAACACUCGACAGCCCUCUUUCUUCACACCAGAGAUUCUUACACUUCAUGGUAAAAAAGAAACACACACUUCCUGGGCUCAGUCGAACGCGUGAAAUGAACAAAAUCCCUAUUACACAUAAAACAGAGCUGAAUUUCCAAAUAGGAUUUUUUUUUUCUCCCCCAAUUGAUGCCGGCUUUAAUGCCUGAGCUGUUAAUUCUCCCAGUAGGCUCUUGUCAUUUUGGAUUGGGCUUUUUAAAUUCAUCAAAGAGGGCAAGAAACAAACAAAAGCCGCUUUUUACUUUGUCGACAUCCAGUAAGAAGUGAUUUCCAAAACCAAUUAGAUUAAAAGCAAUUAAAAAGAGGCAUUAAAUAACUAAGAGCGUAAUGAACAGGAUAUUAAAAAUGUCACUCUUUUAUUAUCCGGCUUGUCUGCCACACAUGAACCGGCCGCACAGCUUGAUCUAGUAGUUGGAGGUAUAUUUAUUUCAAAGCUUAUAAAGGGUGUUUGCGCCUCGUUUUUGUCCAGGUGGAGUUUGAGGGCUUGAAGCAUGAGAUCCGCCGUCUCGAGGAGGACACCCAGUUCCUCAACAGUCAGCUGGAGGAUGCGAUCCGGCUGAAGGAGAUCUCCGAGCGGCAACUGAGCGAGGCACUGGAGACCAUCAAGACUGAGCGUGAGCUAAAAGCCUCCCUGAGGAAAGAACUGUCCCACUACAUGAACAUCGGGGACACUCUGUACCACAGGUAAAAGAACACAAAGGUGCUGACCUGAUUUAACAUGCACUACAAUGUAAGAAGAGUAAUGACACGCCUUUUUCCCCCCUUCAGCCCUCUCAGCAUUUCUCUGGAUGGUCUCAAGUUCAGCGAGGACGCGUCGACCGAGCCGAACAACGACGAGGCUCUGCACGGUUUCGAAAAUGGAUUCACCAAGCUCGCCAACGCCAUCAACUUUGACAACUGUGUGUCCACGCCCAAAAAGGAGGAGCUAUUCAGUCCUGCGCCCAGCCUGGUGGACGACCUGCUGAGUGAACUGAACAUCUCCGAGAUCCAGAAGCUCAAACAGCAGCUGAUGCAGGUUUGUCAGAGUCGAUAGUGCAUAGAACAUUUUUAAUAUAAUUAUCACAUAAAGAUAAACACAGACGGAUUGAGAAAUCUUAGGUGAAUAUGUUAAGUGUUUGGACUGAGCUUAAAGCUGCUGCGGGAAUCUAAAUGCUGUUUUAGCAAAGUUAAUCCAGGGAGACACACACACACACACACACACACACACACACACACACACACACACAUUCCUCAGGCUCUGCUGAGCUAUGAGGCAGCGGGUGGUGGCACCAGUGGACUUGCCAUCUGCUUGAUCAUCACCCCAUGAGUCCAAAGCCACGCCUGACUGGGCACCAUGGUAACCAGAAAGCACUUGAAACCUGUGGAUAAUGAUUGUUUUGAGGUCUGAGGGAUUAGGGUUUUUUUUUUUUCUUCUCUUCAUCAGGAUAAACAAGGUUUCUGGAUUAAUGUUUGGACUGUAAAGGUACCUCAGUUCCUCCCUGCUCGGGCGUCCAACAACUCCAAUCAGGCGAAUGUAAACAGCCGCUGUGUUUGAUAUGAUUCAGUGGCUCGUCUACUGAAGCAUCCUGCUAAGUCAAUUCUAUAGAUUCCAGGCAGGAAUCAGAGCAAAGGAAACAAAAGGCUUUCUUUAAUCAUUUAGCUGCACUCUGUUUCUCUCAUAUAUUAUCUUAUCCCAUUAGAGUGACACUCAAUCAAUCCUGGACCUAUCCUACUGGAGAAGGAUGGCCAGUAAUUCAAGAAGCUAUCAGUCCCUAUUUUUAACUUAAUCUUCUUUAUCUACUCCGCCAUAAUACAAAAUGUGUCCAUAUGAGCAUGACUGUGACACUUUCAUAUUACUCACAGAUCAGCUUCUGAAAUAACUCAGUGCUUUUAUCAGCACAGCUGUGUGCAUGUGUGUAAGACGACACUCCCUGGGUGUCCGCCAGCGCCAAAGCUGAGCCCGAUCCAGCAAACUGCCAAGGUCAUCCUGACGCUGAUGCUGGGCUGCUGGGCAGUGAGCCUCGCAUACCUCACAACACAAGCCUGAUGAGAGUGUGUCGAGUUGCCACAUGAGAGUUAAUCCACUGAUUUAAUACGAUCUGUUCGACAAGAAUCCUUCACAUCUUCAUGUUACAAAGACAGUGAAAUCAGAGCCAUAAGAGGAAAGUGCAUUUAAGAUGGUGACCGUGAUGCAUUUUGCCUGUCUUUCCCUUUCAGAUGGAGCGUGAGAAGGUCAACCUGCUCUCCAACCUGCAGGACUCCCAGAAGCAGCUGGAGCAGGCUAAUGGCGCUCUGUCGGAACAUCAGGAGAAGGUCAGCCGCCUCACCGAGAAUCUAAACGCCAUCCGAAAGCUCCAGGCCAGCAAGGAGCGCCAGUCUGCCUUGGACAACGAGAAAGAGCGUGAUAGCCAUGAAGAUGGAGACUAUUAUGAGGUUGACAUCAACGGACCUGAGAUCCUGGAGUGCAAGUACAAGGUAUUUUAAAAGUUUGUGGUGAAUGUAGAAAAAUUAGGUAUAUGUCUUUUCUUUUUCUGAGUAUUUUAUACCCUGAACUUUCUUUGCCAGGUUGCUGUGUCUGAGGCAGGAGAGCUGAAAGAAGAACUGAAGACUCUGAGGACAGAAUACCAGGCCUGUCAGUCACGCUAUGAUGAGGAGCGCACCCGUCUCGAGAACGACGUCACAACGCUGGGGGAGAAGCUUGCCUCUUUGGAGAGGACGAGUCAGUCGGACAGAGAGGAGAAGAACAAGCUUGAGAGAGAGCUGCGCAAGGUAGGUUUUUUUAUCAGGGCAUUUUGACAAAUAGUUAAUUAUGUUAACUUAAGAUGUUGUGGGUUAAAAAUUGUCUAAAUGGCGCUUUUCUUUGUUCUCUAGGUGAGUGACGUGGCCGGAGAGUCUCAGGGUAGUUUGAGUGUGGCGCAAGACGAGCUGGUCACCUUCAGUGAAGAGCUGGCUACCCUCUACAACCACGUCUGCAUGUGUAACAACGAGACACCAAACCGCGUCAUGCUCGACUUCUACAAGGAAGGUAAGGGCGGUCGGAGCAGCCCAGAGGGCCGUGGCCGCCGCUCUCCCAUCCUGCUCACCAAGGGCCUUUUCCCUGAGCCUGGUAGGACCGACCUGAGCGACGGAGCCCCCUCACCAGUCUCCUCUCUGCCUUCUCCUGUGUCCGACCACCGCCGCGAGCCAAUGAACAUCUACAACCUGGUGGCCAUCAUCAGAGAUCAGAUCAAGCACCUGCAGCUAGCCGUGGACCGCACCACAGAGCUGUCCCGCCAGAGGGUGGCCUCUCUGGAGUACGGCACCGUCGCCGACAAGGACAAGGAAGCCUGCAUGGAGGAGAUCCUCAAACUGAAAUCUCUGCUCAGCACCAAGAGGGAACAGAUCGCGACCCUGAGGACCGUCCUCAAGGCCAACAAGCAGGUCAGUUUAUCCGAACCCCUGAAUGCAAGCUUUGGUCUCACUAACAUUUGUCAGAUUUUGUUAGAAAACAAAAGCACAGGAGGAGGAGGGUGUCAGCUAUUUCAGGUCCUCUCAGCUGUUGCAGCAAAUGUUUUGUAGACUAUAAGAUCCAUAACAAACCCUGAAGGAGACAGCAGUCUUAUGGGGACAGCUGUCCAGGGUAUCAGUGCGCUUGGGAUGGGAGAGCAGCCUCCAAAGCAAAACGAACCAUAACCCAGAGUUACAGUGUGUGCGCAGUUGCUCUUCCAGCCAUUUAGAGAAUGUGUGUGGUAACCAUAGAAAAACAUGAAACCACACACCCACAUUCAAACCAACAACUAACAAUAGCUUCUACACCCUCCUGAUCCACCUCGGUGACUAAUUAACCAACUUCUUGUGACAGGAAAUACGCCCUGUUGUCAUCCAGCUGUUCUGACCUUUUUGUUCUUGAUAUCCACCAACAGACAGCUGAGGUCGCUCUGGCCAACCUGAAGAGCAAGUACGAGAAUGAAAAGGCCAUGGUGACCGAGACCAUGAUGAAACUGAGGAAUGAGCUCAAAGCCCUGAAGGAAGAUGCCGCCACCUUUUCUUCUCUCCGGGCCAUGUUCGCCACACGGUAAGAAAUUUGUACAGAAUUGUGCUCAGUGGACACCAAUGGCCAAAUAUAUCAAUCAAUCAAUCAUCAAUCUAUCAAUCUAUCUAUCUAUCUAUCAAUCAAACUUUAUCUUUAAAGCACUUUUCAUACAUAGAAUGUAGCACAAAAUGCUGUCCAUUCAAGCAGGAUAAUAAAAACAAUGAAUUAAAAUAAAUACAAAUACAAAUACCAAACCCCACCUACCCUCCCAACCUCUAUUCUACACAUACAGCACUCACACAUGCACACACAAAAGACCACAGGGACUUUUCAACUUGCCACAGAUGACUGAGGAAACACUAUUUUGAGUUUUAAAAAAAUGAGGAGACACUGGAUCUAUAGGACUAAAACAAUAAAACCAUGAUAAAAUAUAAUAAAGGUGAUAAAGCUAAUUAAAUUUAACAGUCUUAAAAUCCAACAAGAACAGAAAAUCAAUUAAAAAAGAGGUAAUAAAACCCAAAAUAGUUACUCCAGGACUUAAAUUUGACAGACUUCACAUAAUGCAGAUUAAAGAUUAAAACAAAAUUUGACUAAAAGCCAAAUAAAAAAGGUAGAUCUUGAGUUUGAGUUUAUAUUCACUCUUUCUGCCUGCCAAACUAUAUUAAAAUCAAAAGGAUUAAUUUCAAAUAGCAUCAUUGUGAUAUAAAAACAUACGGAUGCCAAACUUGUCCUGAAAGCAGUUGUUGUUGUUGUUUACUGAUUCAGCUCACGCUGGUUUGUUUUGUUACUGGAGAUUAAUUUAAAGAGUAACAUACCAGACUUUGACCUAUUGUCAAAAAUACUACACAAGCACCAUAUGAAGACAAUCCACAAUAAAAGCAGGUAAUCUUCAAACAAGAUUAUCAUCAUAAUGUAAUCCAUGUUGACCACAUGGGCUGGCUUUGUCUCCGUGCUAUUUUUGUAACGUGACGUGCUCAAAGAGGAUAUUGUUUGUUUUGGGCGCUCACGCUCAGAAAGGGAUCCUGGCAUUGAUACCGGCUAUAGGGCACAGAAGGUAUGUAAUCUGAGCUCUGUUAGAAAUAUGUCACUUAAGUCGUGUUUUUGACCAGCAAUUUAGUGAGUGUGUGCGUAACAGAUGAGCCGACACACUCGCUAAUCUUUCCUGAUUCCAAAGAGAAGCCGGUCAAAGGUUCUGUGCAUAAUCCUACCUCAUCUUGGUCUGGAUUACACAUUCACCCCAUAACAUAAAGUGCUCACAAACUCACCGUUUAUCUAUUUUGUUAUGAUUUUUUUCCCUCCUAUGAAGAAAUCCUAGACAAAGCAGAGGUUUAUUUCUACAUUUGAGGUCUUAAUAGUGAUUCCACAAGUCCGUUUUGUAGUUGCUCCACUUUUUAGAGUUCCAAGAUGUCGGUACCCACUCUUACCCUAAAUAUCCAGAUGGCUGCCCUGAGAUGCUGAGACAGUCUUUCCCUCUGCAUUUAAGACUCCUCCGCAAUCCACAGCAAAGCUCAAGCUGUGCAGAAGGAGAAGAGGUAGAAAAGAAGUAGGAGUAGAGUGGAGGGGGGGGUGUAGACAGGAUUACAGAAGCAAGGUUGCAGAGGCUGCAGGGAAUGUGUGGGCAGCUCCGCUCCCCUCACCUCACCUAUACAGUAAUUCAAUAGCUUCCCCUUGAAGCAAGCUCGCUGAACUAACUCCAUAUACCUGCAGUUUCUAAUCAAUUAGUAACAGGAGGAAAUCGUCUCCGUCUGCAAAUGCAAGAGAGUGUGUCUUGUCAUGAGUUUUUGGCACGCUGCAGAGCCAGAUGGUCAGAGGAUGGAUGUGUAAUACUAAACUAUUUGGACCAAAGGAAACCAGGGCGAAGAGAGAAACAGAGCUUGCUCCUAAUAAUGGUGUUAUUUUUUUACCCUGCGGGGUGCGCAAGUUGUAUCACUUUUCAGUGUGACAGGAGUUCAGAGGAGGUGUGAGAUCAUUUUGCAGACAAAAAAAAACAGAGCUACUGUGAGGUUUCUAUGUCUGUACGUCUAUUAUGCUGCAUUUCAGUGUGCCAUCCACUCCCUGUGUCUAUGAUGUUCUUGAGACCCCAAUCUGAGUUAUAUAUCACCGCUCUGAUGUUUAAUGCAUGAUUUACAUUCUCUGGGUUUAUGGGAUUCAUGCAUUGGUAUGUAAAUUCAGUUCUAUACGGCGCAGAGUUGGGUCAGGGGACUCUUUGAGAGGCUGGGGGACUCGCCUGAGCAAGGUUUCCCACACUCCCCCCUCUUUUGUAUCCCAGUUCCCCCCUUCCGUCCUUCCUCACAGCCAAACACCCGGUUCUCUAGUCAUCUGGAAAAGAAAGGGAGGAAAGGGGCAGGCAGGCUCUCUCAGUUAAAGCCCACUACAGGAGCCUAAUUUGACAGACUUCUUUUUCUUUUUUUUAUGGUAAUCAGCACUUUGACAAAGAUUUUUUUUUUUUUAGAUGUGUAAACUCUCAAAUACAAAUGUGUGGUCUUUGGGCUGAGGGGAGAAGAGAUGGAGUGGAAUUGUAAGAAUCUCCAGGUUAUUGUGGAGGUCUUUGUGUGAUCUUCAGCUGUGGUCUGCGCUUCUGACAUUUAAGAGCUUCUCAAGAUUCUUCAAUUGCGUUUAAUUCGUGGGAAUUUCAUCACAGCGACACUUGUUCAGUGCUUUCCAAGUGUCCGUCUCUUUGUGCAUGUGUGCGCCCCUCCAGCUGCGGUCUCCGGUGUCAUGUUAACAGUAAGCUCCUGCCUCCAACAUUCCUGAGACAUGCCCCGACAUGAUCUCAGCUCCUGCUCACACUGAUUAGCGGCCAAACCAUUAGCUCCAGUCACGUUUUCUGCACACACAUAUCCCCUGGAUCAUCCUGCUGGUCUUGGUCUGCUGUUGUUAUAUCCCCUCUCCAUCUUUCAGUUCUGUCAGUUUUUACCUCCUCCUCCCCUUUCUCUAUGACAACCCCCCCAAAAAAACCACCACCAUGACCAAUCAAGCUCCAGACAAGACUACAGCUUAAAGGGUUUUGUUUUUGUUUUUGUUUUAGAUCUGUUAUUGAUUAGUGAGCCACAUCUACAUGAAUGUUUCAAUAAUUAAACUUUGAAUACAACCAUGAAUGUUUUUAACUCCUGUUAGUAAUCACAGCGAUAAAGAAGAUAGCAACUGCUGUGAAUAUGACGCCUUUUCAUCAUCUAAAGGCCAGCAGCCGCCUCUCGACCCCCCUCGGUUAUUGUCCCAUCACCCCCAGUCAGCAGGCCAAAAAGGCUCCCAUUGUAUCCGUCUAGUCCCUAGAAUAGACUCUUCUGUUUUUUCCCGGGAAAAAAUGCACGCCCCCUCGAACCCCCAUGCAGGAGUGGCAACCGUCUGAAGGCGCACCAGCCUCCCUCUGUCCCUCCCAAGUCGUCUCCCCCCUCACCUCAUACUGGGUUUAAUGAAGCAGCACUGAUCCCUUUUGUCUGGGUGUGUGUCCCACUGGGAAUCAAACUGCAAACACAAGAGGGGAGGGUAUGGUUUGUGUUUGUAUGGUGGUCUGGCAGGGUUCGGGGUUCACGUGGCGCACAUCCACGUGCAGCAUCACACAUAUCAAACACAUCUGCAGCGCUGGGGCUCUUUGGUUUCAGACUUUGCCUUUCAAAACAUACUUUUAGAAAAACAAGGAAACAUUUCCAAGUGUGGUCAGACAGUUUAACUUGUUUACUUGUUCUUAAAAUUAGGGGUGUCCUGAUACGAUAUUCAUAUCGGAUAUCUGUCCGAUAUCAACAAAAAAAUUUGGAUAUCGGAUUAUAUCGACCCGAAUCUAAAAUCUCUGAUAUCAGCACUCUGAUAUCAGCAGUCCAUUCCAGACGCCGCUCCAGUACCUCUAUCUAGCAGCACCCAGAUCCAGCAUGUAGAGCCCAUGUGAUGUGACAACAACAUGGUGUACAAAGGCAGUGGUUCUCAAGUCCAGUCGGCGAGGCCCACUGUCCUGCAUGUUUUGAAUGUUUCCCUGCUCCAACACACCUGAUUCAAAUGAUCAGCUCGUUAGUAAGCCAUUCCAGAGCUUGAUAACGAGCUGAUCAUUUGAAUCAGGUGUGUUGGAGCAGGGAAACAUCCAAAACAUACAACACACCUGAUUCAAAUGAUCAGCUCGUUAUCAAGCUCUGGAAUGGCUUACUAACGAGCUGAUCAUUUGAAUCAGGUGUGUUGGAGCAGGGGAACAUCCGAAACCUGCAGGACAGGGGGCCUCGAGGACUGAACUUGAGAAUCACUGUACUGAGGUACUGACAAAGUACCAAGGAGUAGGAGUAAUGUUGGCCCUGUGGCAGUAUUUUCCAAUUUAAGUCAGAAAAAGAUGGAUCAAUAUCUGUUUCAGACAAUACUUAAGGCGACGAUAUCAGUAUCAUAUCGGAGGUAAAAAAGUUGUAUCGGGACACCCCUACUCGAAAUCACUGCAGAGUGAAUCAACUCAGAGAUUCUCUUUAUGUUUCAGAAAAAUGAGCAACAAUCAAUGAGAGAAAUUCUGAUUUAAAGGAGAAUUUUUACAGUGCGCAAUUCAAGCAGCCUCUUCAGAAUAAUAAAAUUAGUAACAUUAGAUGUCUCAUGACUACUUGCAAAUUUGAAGAAAUUCUGCAUUGUCUUUCUGUUCCUUUAAGAGCUUGAGAACAGGUUUUUUGUGUUCGGAAACAAAGUUGUUUUUUAAAGAGCUGACGGAGAAAGACAGCAGGGUGAGGCUGUGUACCAGCUUAAUAUUGUCAGAGUGCUUUUUCAUGUGGCACAAGAGGACAGUGAGGCGUGCCGUACCAAAAUAAGCAACCGCUCCCUUCACAGAGGUGUGUCAGUCAUUACUGGAGAAUGCCUCUUAAAUUGCCUCGUCAGCAACUUAGAAAGUAGGUUGGUAGACCAAGAUGGAGAAAGAGAGAGAGAGAGAGAGAGAGAGAGAGAGAGAGUGAGUGACUGAUGCAGGCAAAGAAACGGUGACAGCAGCAAGGCAGCAGUGAAAGAAAGAGAGGCUUGAGAGGAGAGAUAAGAGCCGGGGAGAGGAAGUAAUUGAAGGAGAUGAAUGAGAGCGAUGAUAUAAAAGAGGGGAAAAGGUUUGGUGAAGGAGAAAAGAAGGAGAAUGCUUUCAAAUGAAGAGGAGGACAGGGACAGCAGAUGGAGAGUACAGUUAUGGACAGCCAAUGACAGAAUCUCUGAGGUUGACCUACUUUUUAUACCUGUCCAGUCACUCUCUCUCCCUCACACACACACACACACACACACCAGGGCACAGGGAGAGAGAUGAUAAUGCCGCAGUGCACCACCCGGUGAAACUGAGUGAUACUGUAUAUCCUUGACGUUGUGCUAUUUUGCACCGAGAUGGGAGAUGAUAGAGAGCGGUAAAAUGAUGUAGAUUCCCUUCAACUGGAAAAAAGGAGAUGAUAUGUGGUGCACUCAACCACAUCACUCUCUACCUUAUCUCCAUCUUCCUCCUCCUCCUCCUCCUCCUCAGCCUGUUCCUCAGGUGACAGAGGAGGAUCAUCUCAGUGACCCCCCGGGUUAAUGCUGUCAUCCCUUGUGUAUGUGAACUAUUCUUGACGCCCGCUGCACUUCAAAUCCUCGUAUUAUUCAGACGUGCUGUAAACCACACCCAUGCUUACUUACUUACAUGUCUCACCUGUUUAAGGAUGGUCACCUUAGCCUGCUGCAGGUGUCUCUGAAAUCCAUUAAGCUUGUUUUGACAUUUCAUUCAAAGAAUGAAUCAAUUCAAUGGCAUUUAAAGGUAAAAAUGAAUCAUUUAUAGGCUGUUGAUCUUGAAAGCUGGAGUCAUUUCUUUGGGAAAGGGAGGAGAAGGUUGCAGCGCUCAGUGGAACCUUGUAUGUUCAGCUGAAGUCAGCUACAUAAAGGUGGAGGUUGUCUCUGUUUCUGGUUAAAUAUCUCUUCAAAUCAGUAAAAAAUAUUUAGUUUGUGGUUGAAAACAGGAGUGAAUAAUUCAGAUGUGCUGCUGUUAGCUGGUCUGUACUAUGUGAGUAAAUAGCUCCACCUGGUGGAGGCAUAGAAAAAAGUGAAAUUAGGUGAAAGUUCAAGUGAUUUAGCUUCAGCUCUUUAAUCCCUCAGUUCUUAUGUCUGUUGGAGUGUUAUUUUAGUUUAACUAUGCUGCUGAGGUUUGCAUAUGAUUUAGUGAAUUAAAUACAUAUUUAAAUGACAGGAAGCUCAGGAAACUCAGGGUCUUAAGUAUCAUUUGUAUCAAAUUCAGAUGGCAGCACCCCCCUGUGGUAUGACACAGGAACACAUAGAUGGUGUGAAAUAUCUUGCUCCAGUUCACAACCUACCUGACUGAUUUUUUAUUUAAGUUGUGAAAAAAAAAAUGUAAAAGGAAAAUAAAUAACAUCCCUGACUGAUCACUCUCUUCCCUCUCUGUCUGUCUCCAGUUGUGAUGAGUACGUCACUCAGCUGGACGAGAUGCAGAGGCAGCUGGCCGCAGCAGAGGAUGAGAAGAAGACCCUCAACUCCCUGCUGCGCAUGGCCAUCCAGCAGAAGCUGGCCCUGACUCAGCGACUGGAGGACCUGGAGUUCGACCACGAGCAGACCCGCCGGGGAAGCAGCGGCCGCGCUAAGGCCCGCAGCAAAGCCGCCAACGGCACCUCCAACAACCCCCACGUAAGUCAGAGUCUCACCUGCUCUGGCUCCACCCGUCCAGAGCCCAACAAUGCCAUGCCCAAUGGCAUUCUGGGAGGCCCUGUUGUCUUUUGCAGCGAGAAGUACAAGAUCUACUGCGACUGAGAAGUGUCCAAGGGACUGCUGUGUACAGAGGGGAAGGGUCCAACCCUCCCUGCCUUAGUGUUAAAGAGCCCCACUUGCUCGCUUAGCUCCCUGGCCAGCCUGCGCUCCUCUAGGGACUGCUGUGUGAUUAACCAGCUGCUCGUGUGUGCUAGUGUAAACGCUUAGGGGAAUGCAGGUGUAUGUACAGUGUGCACUAGACGUCUGGACUGUAGUAGACAAAUACGGCAUGUGGAUCAUAGGGCCCUGGUUAUAUUGGGGGUUUUGUGGAUAUUAUGGAGUGUCUAUUCUUUCCGCUGUCAUAGUGCUGUACGUAUGAUGUAAAAGGUGGCAUCUUUUGUGCUUGUGUGUUCUGGUCCCCUGAGUGUAUUGCCUGGUAACAGUAACACAUUGUGGGCAUGGGGGCUUUGUAAAGGGGAUGUCAGUCGUGCAAGUCUUGUGACUAAACAUGACAUCCUCUGCUCUUCAGCCUGUCUGUUGGCAUUGGUGCUCCUUUAUAGACGCCAGGAUUGACCUGUGUCCAGUGGCCCUCUCUCUCUCUAAUCAGGUCAUUGUUUGGAAAAAAAAAAAAGGCUCUUCAAUAUGCAAUCUCCUUUAGCUUUGUCGCUAAGGGAGCUCAGUGUGCUUCUACAAAGAAUCACAAAAUCACAAAAGUGGACUGGCUGCUGGUUAUCUGGUGGAAAAGUUUGGGCAAAAAAAAAAAAGGAGCACCUGUGACCGCAGGUGUUGAUUUCAGGAUCAUUUAUAAGCUGUGAUGCUAGCACACCAAUACUAUAGGGUCAGUAGAAUCGCAUGGCUUUGCAGCUGGAAACGCUUAUGAGCUUUUUAACUGUAUUAUUAUAAUUUUUUUUAUGAUUAUUGUAAGGUGUGUGGUUAAAAAGGAUGUAUAACAGGGCUCUACAUUGUGUCAAGAGAAGUUAUUUGGUGUCUGGUGAAUCACAGGAGGGCUAAUCCGUGUGACCCAUUGUCGUCGCAGCGGAUUCUUUCAGAGCCAUACUCUAAGAGAGAGAAAGAAAGUUUGACAAAUCGAUCUCCACACCCAAAUUAAGUGCACUUCAGCAAAAAGGUGCCUCAGGUUCCGACUUCUCUUAAAAUGGAUUUAAUGAUUACUGUGAACAGAGAUACAAUAUAGUUUUGAUCGAAGAUGAUUUUUUAAAUCCUAGAAGAGCACAAAUCAAAACGGCACCCACACGUGUGGAUAAUAAGUCUACAAAAGGAAUUAAACCGACCACUCGGCAAAAGUGCCUGUCGACCCAAACACUUGAUAUAUAUAUCUAUAUAUAAAUCUAUCUGUUGAUGUAAAGCCCUGUCCUUGUGUCUCAGCUUAAACUGUCACUGUUUCUUCCUUCUCUCCCCCCUUUUUCUGUCUCCUCUCUCCAUUUCUGAGUUGUUUCUGUGCGGUUACGUGGCUGAAAAACCUUUCCUCAUGUCUCUAAUCCGUGUCAUGUCGCUUGGUCCCCUCGACCACCUCCUCUCUUUUUUUUUUAGAUUGUCAGCAGCUUGCUCCCCCAGCAUCACCACUCACCCUUUAACUAGAAAGAGGAAAUUGUGGGGAAAAAAUGCUCUCUAUCUAUUUCUGUCAGGUAACGUCCUCACGUAUGUUGUGCUCCCGAUAUUUGCCUGUGUGAUAAUGAGCGUUCAAAUGAAGGACCCUCGUGUGCGUGUAACAUCGAGGGUCGCCGAUUUCUUUUGUUUAUAGGUGUGUGAGGACAAAACUAUGUACUGUUUUAGUUUCAACAAUAGCUUUAACCCCUUUGCAAGCUAGCGUUACGCAAAUAGGAAAAAUAUAAGUGGGGCUUGUGUUUGAUAAAUCCAUGUACUGCUUGUGGAUCAUAGACACAUAAGCUUUGUGAUGCUAAAAGCAGGGUUGAUGUGAGGAAAUCCUGCAAGAUUAAUCAAAUGAUGCAUUUUCUACUACUCCUAAGCUAUAUAUCAAACUCUAUAUUCUUGAUAUGAUCAUGUUCAGGUUAUAAUCUUGCAGGAUCCUACUACAGUAUUCUUUCCUCUCAAAUGUAAAGAGAGGAAACUUAAUUGUUCCUGUGAAGAAGAAGGAACAAUGUCAGCGGUCAACCCUGCUUGUGUGUGCAUCCAUAAGCUCGAGCACACAGCAUGGAGACGAGGCUAUCGUACACAUUAGAGCAAAAGAAGAAAAAAAAAACAACCUCCGUAGAGGUUUAUCACUCUUAAGUUCGAGAUUCACCUGACUUACAAGUGUGAUAUAUUCAGUUUCUAUCAGUUUGCGCUGACUGCGGAGAAAAGGCGUGAGGAGUAGACGAGGGAGAGAACAACUUAUGUAGUAAACCAGCUCCUGAGAGAGGAGAUAAGAAACCCAGACGUGCUGGAGAAAAAAUCCAGACGUGUGGUUGAGUGCUGACUCAGAUAUUGUGGAGAAAGGAGUGUGGGGUUUCCUGAGGGAGAAACUCUUGUAUAUGUUGGAGGAAAAACGAAAAAGAAAUACUGAAAACUGGUCGCUCCGCUCGGUGGACCGGAGGACAUUGAUUCAAAUUAGUUGAGCUCCUAACCUUUCCUCUUGUAUAGGCUCUGUGGACUCACCGAGCAGUAGAUAGACACCCAGGAUGUGAUUGUGACCUUAGAUAGAUGAAUUCCCACUUUGCUCCGCCUAGUUUGAAAUCAAUGUCUGGUUUAAUGUGGUGUCAUAACCACAUGCCACCUUUAAAAGAAGAAAAAAAAAUCCUCCUACCUCUUCUUGCAGGCUCCUCUCACUUCACCUUUAAGUUGAACCCCACUUGAAUCACAUAGUUUCUCAUUCAUUGUAAGCCUGCAUGUCAAAAAAAAACAUGACCCAUUUUUUUAUUAACUUGCAUGUCAUGUGAGAAACACGGAUCUCCUCUGACCUGGGUGGUGGGAUUCGGCUUUAACUCGGUUCUCUGGUUUCUUGUGAGUCACUGGCUUCCUAACAGCACCUACAGGAGCGUUUGUGGUGAAUCUGCUUUGACAUCAGAAACAUAUCAACCGUGCUGAUAUGACUAAAAAUAACCGCCGGCUGCUUCAGGGCUCCUAACAUGGCUUCUGUUGCUUCGACUAACUCCAGCCGCUGCCUCGCUUGGUCUCUGUGGACUCAGAGCAUGCUAACAGUCGCUGUCUUAACAGAGAAAAAAUGCUAACCAGAUCAUAUGUCUGUUUCUCCAUUUUGCAGUAAAUACUGUAGCUCUGCGCGGAUGAUGAAGUACCAACACAAGGUCCUGAUUGACACAAGCUCGCCGCAAAGAUUUAGCACUAAUAGACCAUUUGGACUUGACUUGAAGACAGUAAUAAAUCUCAAAGAAAACACUGAUUUAAAGUCAAUCAACUGCCCUGCUUAGAGAUAACACUAAUUUUUCAUUCUGUUGCUGCUGCUGGAAGCCGAUUUCUCACAAAGCCAAGAAACUGAGUUUAAGAUUGGCUAAUCUCACCCUCCAAUGACAAGCCAGAGGACAUCAGGUUGUUUCUCAAUGUAAAUCAACAAGCUGUUUGGUCUGGUUUCAUCUUUUGUUUUUAAUUUUUGUUUAUUGUUUUUAUUUUCAUCUGUGCACUUUCAUUAUAUAGGAUUAUAACAGACUAUUAUUAACCUAUAGGAAAGCGUAGUAGUGCUAUGGUUUGUGAGUUAUAGAUAAUAGGAUUAUACAUCCUCUUGAAUAACAGAAACUAUUUACUCCAGUAACCGCUCCACAAACCACAGACCUACAAUUAUGACGUUAUCCUCCAGAGUUUAUCCAUCACAUAAUCAUUCUUAAAUUGUUUUGUUACAUCGUAUGUUAUGCUGUUGGUUUUCUUUAUGUUUGUUCUACUGCCAUGUUCUAUACAAAAAAAUCCAGGGUGAUCAAAUUCUGGGGUUUUUUCAUGUAUUUAUUAUUCCUAGGAAUAGUUCAAAAUAACACAAUGAAACUUGACAACGCUCUGACUCAAAUAGGUAAGUAGUGUUUUGGGAAAAAUUUGAGUGAUAUGAUAUGCUUUUUCCUAACUUCUUACCGAGGGCGUUCCACUGAAACGGGAUCACUGGCUUACAGAAUUCUCCGCAAGUGCGACAAUUAAAUUCCAAAUUGGAAUUGUUUCAUUCUCUCUUCGUUUAUCGUGCCAAAUCUUGGUACACCGUUUAGGUUGAAAAGAAUCAAGACUGGGAAAUAAGACAAACCGUCACUGAGGAAGACGUAGUCCGGGCUGUCCGUGCUAGCGCCGGGUUUUGCUUUUUUGGUUUGUUUAAUUCUUCGUUUCUGACCAGUAGUGCCUUUCAUUGUUUCAAGGGAGAAUCUUAGACUAGUAUUUUAUGUUUUCUUUUUUUUAUAGGUGAGGCGUUUGGGUUUCAAAAUGACUGUGAGCAGCAAUAAGUGCAAAGGGAAAUUGUCCCCUGUCUGCAUGAGUGAGAUGAUAGUUUUGAAAUUAGCUCAAUAAAACUGAAAUUGUGUUGAAUUCUGCAGGUCAGUGAUCCAUUCAAUAAAUUCAGGGGUAUUACUGAAAGGUUGUUUUUUAUCAAACUUUGGGAACCAAAAGAAAUCCCUUUGGCCUCCUGUUAUUGAACAAAAUGCUCCAAGCAUCUGUAAUGUGUUGGGGUGCAUCAGUGUACUAUUGGAAACAUCUACGUAUCUCUAGCUUUGUUUGGUGAAGGUAAUGUGAUAUCAAUAGUAUUGUUGAAAAAAUGUGCAGAGAGCGCAUUUUCUCUUUCUUUUUUUUUUUUGUCUGAUUUGAGUUUUCUUUGUCGUUUUUUUAUAUUUUUUUUUUUUUUUUUUUUUACAUCAUCUUUAAGCAUCAUGUUUUCAGGAAACAGAAAACAAAAAAUAAGCAUCAACAAGCUUGAAUAGUGCCAUGACAGCCAAUGCUUGUUUGUUGAGGCGUUAAAGUUACAAAUAUGGACGAGAAGCUAAAAAAAACUAAAGUGCAAUUCAGAUGCUGUUUUACAUUAAAAAAAAGAAAAGGUUUUCUGUUUGCUGGAAGCGAUAGCAUUGUGAUAAUAAAAAAUUAGCUGUGCAAACUUUAUAUUGUCAUAUUGUGUUUCAGUAUUGAUCCAUAAUGAGAGUUUGAUAUCUUUAUAUGAAUAACGACUUCACCCGUAUGUUGGUAUUUAUUUGAAUUGUCAUGCAGUACUGUAUUCUUAUCAAUAAUGUGCAUUAUGAUUAGUGGCAUAUUGAUUACGGCUAAAUGUCAUAUGCAUGUUUCUCAGUUAUGGGACCUUUACACAGAAUUGAAAACAAACAUGUAAACUUUUGUCAGGGUCUUUACAAAUUAUGAGAAAAAAAGGAAAGGAUGAGUCAAAGUCUGAUGUAUUACUGCUGAACUAAUCCUCUAAAAAAGUGUUUUGUUUGUUUUCUGGUGUAGGAGGGCGGUUUCUCUGUGUAAAGGUAGUCAUACUGGCUAAAAUCAAUAAAUGUGACUUAAGUUGCAAAGCGUCUCUGUGUUGUUAUUUACAUCUCCUCCUCCUCCUCACAGCAGCAGGUAAAGGGUUAAACAGGGAAGGAAACAGCCUUGUGUCUCCUCAGAGUGUAACCAGCUGGAAGUGAGCGGCAGGGGAACUUCCCAGCUGUCUGCAAAGCUCCAGGAUAUGAUCGCAUUUCACACAAUGCACAAAAACACUUCCACCACUUACUCACCCCCCCUCCUUCCACCCCUCCAACCUCCCUCUUUCUUUCUCUGCAUCUCUCUCUCUUUCUUUCUGCUCAGCCUUUCCCCAUGUCUCCCCAUAUCUUUCCCUCCACUCUCUUCUCCUCCCUGCCUUCUGGAGAUACACCCACACACAGUUCACAGCCAGUUUCUUCUGACCUUUUUGUACACCCAGCACUUCCUGUCUUGGCUCCAGAGGCAGGCACUGCACUAAAUUAAUGCUACAUUCAGACACAUUUCUUCUUUAAAUGCUAAAACUGAAGCA